Podarcis lilfordi (Lilford's wall lizard) is the source of this 48737-nucleotide messenger RNA. The record is from the annotation of a GenBank genome assembly. Lineage: Eukaryota; Metazoa; Chordata; Lepidosauria; Squamata; Lacertidae.
AUGUCCAACAGGAAUGUAAAUCCCAAAGGCGCAAGGCAGAAUAAUGGCAAACCCACAUUGCAGCACAGGUGGAUGUUUGAGCCGCACUUCUUGUUUUUAGUCAGACAGGAUCAUUUGGGUGGUGGCAACUGAUGCCAAGCAUUGUCCAGUGGAAGGAUGCAGGUAGAGGUUUCUGGGUCAUAGCCUGGCACCCAAAUUGCAGCUUUCAAACAGGAGCGGAAAGUACAGCUGAUUUGGGCAAUAGAUAUAGGACACAAUACAGAUUUUAACCUCUGGGGGAAACUCUGGAAAAGUGACUUGAAGUUUACAGCAUGUUACUCUUUGAAGGAGAACUACUUGGAAAUGAUUUACAGCUGGUAUUUAACUCCAAGUAGGCUUACUAAGAUGUGUAAGACUGAAUCAGACUAGUGCUGGAGAUGCAAAGAGGUGGAGGGAACGUACUUUCAUAUGUGGUGGACUUGUAAAAGGGCAAAAGAGUAUUGGGGAAAGAUCCAUAAUGAAUUGGGAAAGAAUGUUAAAAAGUACUUUCCCAAAAAAACCAGAGUCCUUUCCGUUGGGGAUAAUUCAGACUGAAAUUCCCAGGUGUCAGAAAAGGUUAUUUAUGUACGCUACUACUGUGGCCCUUGUUUUGUUAGCCCAGAAAUGGAAAACGAGCGAAGUUCCAACCAAAGAACUUACUGUUAUGUAUUGAAGUCCUCUCCCUGGCCACCAGGAGUAUCAUGUAUAUAGUUUUCACUCAGGUCCACAUCAGUUACUUUAGGCAGGAAACCCUGGGUUGUUGCUACAAUGUUGACAGCCGGCUGCCUAUAAAAGCAGGCCGGCUGAGCCAGUGUCGAAGCAAUGAUUCUUCAACAUCAACUUCAUUGGACUGGCCAUGUUGUGCAGAUGCCUGAUGAUCGUCUUCCAAAGCAACUACUCUAUUCCGAACUUAAAAAUGGAAAGCGUAAUGCUAUUGGUCAACAAAAGAGGCUUAAAGACUCUCAAGCCAAAUCUUAAAAAAAAAAGUGGUAUAAACACCAACGACUGGGAAACACUGGCCUGCGAACGCUCCAAUUGGAGAACAGCCUUUACCAAAGGUGUCAUGGGCUUUGAAGACGCUCGAACUCAGGAUGCAAGGGAGAAACGUGCUAAGAGGAAGGCAUGAUUGGCAAACCCUCACUGUGAUUAACUCCCGACCAGAAACCAAUGUCCCCACUGUGGAAGGACAUGUGGAUCCAGAAUUGGCCUCCACAGUCACUUACGGACUCCCUGUUAAGACUGUGUUCAUGGAAGACAAUCUUACUCGGCUAUGAGUGAUCGCAAAAGAAGAUGAUUGAUCAUCAAUGCACAAGUUCAGAGAAGUUUCUCCUGAUCUCGCUGCUUGAAGGUUCCUGAGGGAUUAGAGUGAAGUCAUGCAAGUGCUUCGUCACUGCUCUGCACUUUAUAUGAGAAGUUUGAGGAAAGCAGCGUCGUCUAGGGAGUUCACACAUUCACACAUUGGCAAUUAGCAGUUAUCUAUAAUUCAUCCUCACUCCUUCCUUUGGCAGAGGCUGGAAGCACUGCAGACGCAGAAUCCUGAGCCCCUUGGGAGCAGCAGGUGGAGGAGCAUUGAUGGACAACACACAUGCCAUAGAGAGAUGUGACAAUCUUUUCUGAGGUUAAAGGCUUCAGCGAGAGGUGCAGGUUUUAGGAGUUAAAGACGGAAUUGGGAUCCUCAGAAAUCCUUUCUUCCCCGAGAGCAAAAACACCAAAUGCCGCCCAUCGUUAACAGUGAGAUCCCAUGCAUGUUUACUCAGAAGUCAAAUCUACUUUGCUCAUUGGACUAACUCCCAGAUAAGUACUCUGCCGAUGGAUAGAAAGGGCAAUCCUAUACUAUACUUACCUGAGGGUAAGUCUCAUUGAACUCAUUGGUACUCACCCCUGGGCAGACAUGUAUAAGACUGUGCUCACAUUCAAAUUGUGAAUCUAUUUCGUUCCAUUAAUUUUGUUCCACUUGGGGAGCAAUCUGUGAAAAUUUGUUAAUAUCUGUUGCUAGAAAUUCAAUUUCCAACCGUGUGUGUGUGUGUGUGUGUGAGAGAGAGAGAGAGAGAGAGAGAGAGAGAGAGAGAGAGAGAGAGGUCACCCAGAUAAGCUUUUUCUACGAAAACUCUUAUGCUGAGUAAUUUAAUAUAAAUCAAAUUGCAAUAGCAGCUUGCUAGAAGGAAUGGGAAGUUGAUGUCACUGUUCUGUUCCAUCUUGUAAUCCCUUGAGAGCCAUUUCCAGCUGAUUUUCAGCCUGGCUUUUAGUUCAAAAAAAGGCAGCCUCUGUUGAGUCCAAAUCAGCUGGCAAACCCAUAAGCCAAGGCCAGCUCAGGCUGAUCCCCCAAUGUCAUCCUGAGUCAUGUUUAUAAUUUGGUGUUGAAUACUGUUUAAAAACUCCCUUCUCUGACUUAUGAAACAGGCAUCUCCUGCAGAACAGAAUACAGCAUCGAGCAUCACACAGAGAUCUGGUGUGCUAUUAUGAGAGAGAGGAAGGGAUCAUGUGAUCUCAACAGUACUUACAGGGCAGGGAGUAACUCAUUAAAAAUAUGUGCCAGAGACACAAGAGGCAUUGUUAAUAUCAGGAUGGGAAGCUGAGCGAGAUGAACUGGAAGUCCCCGCAUAAAUACAACACGGCCUUUAAACUUCAAUCAUGUGCUCCUGUUGAGGAGUACAUGCCACUCACUCUCUGAGAAUAAUACACCAAGAGAACAGUCUCUUUGGGGAAGAGCUUGUGGUUCAGUGAUAGAACAGGGGCCAAUUUGCAAGUGUUUGGCACCACUUUCGAGUGAAUUGGAUGACGUCAGAUUUUUGGCAAAAUCCUGACCCCUCCCGCAGGUUAGGGCAUUGAGGACUGGGUUUUUGGCCUUCUGUGAAAUGUGUUGUUUGCACCGCCGAACGUUGCAGAAGAGAAUUUGCAAGUGUUUGGCACCACUUUUGAGUGAAUUGGACGCCGUCAGAUUUUUGGCAAAAUCCUGACCCCCACGGGUUAGGGCGCUGGGGGCAGAUUUUGUGGGGCGCCGUGAAACGUAGUAUUGUCACCACCAAUCAUUGCAGAGGGCCUUUUCUGGGUGUUUGGUGCUGUUUUGAAGAGACGUCGGAUUUUUGGCAAAUCCCUGCCUCAUGAAUCGGUGCUCAUUUUAAGGCCUACUGUGAAAUGUAGAGUUUGCACCGCCAAAGGUUGUAGGGGACCAUUUGCAGGUGUUUGGCGCUGUUUUCUAGUGAAUUGGACAAUGUUGGAUUUUUGGCGAUAUCCUGACCCUGCGGGUUAGGGCACCAAGAACUGGGUUUUUUGCCUUCCGUAAAACAUGCUAUUUCCACUGCCAAACGUUUCAGGGGGCCCUUGUCAGCCUUUGACACCGCUUUCGAGUGAAUUGGACAGUGUUGGAUUUUUGGCAAAAACCUGACCCUGUGGCGAGGGCAAAUUUUGUGGGGUGGCGUGAAAGUCCCUGCUUCCAGUUGCCUCCCUCCUGAAGCUGCUUUUCCCUAGAAGAAGCAGCCAUUGGGGUUUUAUUGCAUGCAGUCAUAUUUAACUUGCUGGUUUGCUCUCCACAGACCUUGUAUCCAAGUAGUAGUAAUAGUAGCAGUAGCAGUAGCAGUAGUAAUUUAUUUAUACCCUGCCCAUCUGGCUGGGUUUCUGCUAAACAAGCUUAGGAUAGAACUACAUGGAGAUGGAAGGAAGAGACAGCCCCGACCAGAGUAGAAUGGCAAAUCCAGUUGAUGGACUAUGCCGAAAUGGCAAAACUAACUGGGAAGCUCAAGAAUCAAGAAAACAAGAAAUUUAAAAAAGAAUGGGAAAUGUUUAUAAUUUAUAUGCAAAAUUAUGGUAAAUAGGUUAAAACAUUAGCAGGAUUUUAAAUACAUUUGUAAUGUAACAGAAUGUAUAGAUAACUUAGGAAGAUGAAAAACUGGAGAUAUAUUUAUAUGUAGUUGUAAAUGGAAUGGACCCGUGGAAGGGAUGGGGGGGAAGUCAGAAGAUUCAGAGCAAUUUAGUACUAUUUUUUGAUGUAUGUUUAUUUUCUCUUUGUUUUUCUUUUUCUCUUUUUGAAAAUCAAAUAAAAAGAUUAUAAAAAAGGGAUGGAGCUACAUGCAGUAGCUCAUAUAUCAAGGGGCUAGUCAUUAUUUUUGCUCUUGACAAAUGCAAUGUUGUAAUUAAAUGGGACAGGUGACCAUUUCUAUCCUUGUACAAGGUAAUUAAAACAUUUGUUUGGAUGCAGACUUGGAUUGCACUUUGGGACUGUCACUAUUUAUCAGGUGAGAUCCAGUCACACCCUAGUAAAUUCAGCUUGCACAAUUAAAGCUGAUUUCAAGGUCUUGCGCAGCAAAACUGCUUCCCGGAAAGAUCGGAGUUUGAAUCACAGAGUUUUGAAUGCCUUGAAUCACAGGCUCUCUAAGAAGCAGAGGCUCCAGCCGGCAGGGGCGGGGCUUCCCGGGCGGGGCGGGGCCCCAGAGCACAGCCCCCACCUGCCACUGCUGGCCGGAUGGAGGCUCCCAGUUCUCGCUCGCUUGCAGUUGCUUCGUGCGGACGGAGCGGCGUAAUUCAGGGUACCGUAAUUCCCCGUCUCCUUUGCGCGCGCCGGCGGAAAAAGUUCCCCAGACCUCCGGCUCCUGGACGGCGGGACGUGGAGCUGGGAAAGCGCGCUCUGAGCAUCACUCGGGCAGGUUUGGCGGCAGAGGUAAGCGUCCCGAUCCUGCGCUUGAAAUAAGCAAGGAGGGCGACUUAAUCCCAGAGAAGCGAGCGCCGGGAGCGCAAGGCAAUUUUGCUCUUCUUGAAUUGAGUCGCCCUGAUGGAGAGGCGUCCGACGGGGCUCUUUCUCUCGGCCGAGGCUGCCCUUCGCCUCCUGCGAUUGCCAGGGAAGGCAGGCAGGGGGCAGGGAGAGGUGACGAUCGCGGCUCCAAGCUGCAGGGCGCGCUUACCUCUGGGGGUCAAGCGCUGCCGUGCCACCCCAUUCCUCGCUUGGGGUGCUCCGCUGCUUUCUAGGGGGCGUUCAGUAUCCCUACCCCUGGCGGAAAGUGGCAGGCGGCUCUCGCACCCUCCGCGACCCUCUGUCCGUCCUCUGCGAGGAUGGAUUGAAAUGGUGCGUUUUAACUUUUGCGAUCCGGCCACUCCCUGCCGAUCUGAAAUCGCUUCCUCCCUCCCGCCUCCUAAUGUCGCCGGAGAGUGAGUUUAAAGUAGGAUAGCCAGAUCGUAAGGCGCUUUGGUCAAAAAUAACGCAACCCCCCGCUCCGCCCAAUAUUUCUGUUGUGCUUUACUUCUGCCUUCCAUCAAGCAAGCCCCAAAUGGAGAUACUGCGCUUGGACUGUGGCCCCAUCCAAAACCUAGUGGCAUCAGCGCAGAGUAGUAGAUCACAUUGCUAGGAAGUCGAUCCAAUUGCAUUCGGGACUGCCGCGUUCCUAACCUAGCUUUGCUCCCAGCCUGGAACUCAGGGAGCGCCUUGGCGUUCUGCGUAAUGAUGCUGAGUUCAAUGCAACCUGCAAUUUUGCGCGUCUCCUUCAUGAUCUGCUUUGAAAACGCUAUUCUCGUGCUUCGUUUCUGUCGUUGUAACGCAGUAUCGAACCCCUCGCAAAAAGGAGGCGGGGAAAUCCUCAGGGUUAACUAAUAUGGGGUAUUGGAUCCUAUCCAUAUGAUCUUCCCAACGUCUCUUCUGGGUACACGCUAGGAAAUCGCUCUGAGGAUAAAUAGCUGCCUUCAUAUUGGAGACAUUUUGAGACAUCUUAUUAUUUAUUGACUUCAUAUACCGCCUUAGAGGGGACGCAGGUGGCGCUGUGGGUUAAACCACUGAGCCUAGGACUUGCCGAUCAGAAGGUCGGUGGUUCGAAUCCCUACAACAGGGUGAGCUCCCGUUCCUCGGUCCCUGCUCCUGCCAACCUAGCAGUCCAAAAGCAUGUCAAGUGCAAGUAGAUAAAUAGGUACCACUCCGGCGGGAAGGUAAACAGCGUUUCCGUGCGCUGCUCUGGUUUGCCAGAAGCGGCUUAGUCAUGCUGGCCACAUGACCCGGAAGCUGUACGCCGGCUCACUCGGCCCAUAAAACAAGAUGAGCGCCACAACCCCAGAGUUGGCCAUAACUGGACCUAAUGGUCAGGGGUCCCUUUACCUUUACCUACCUCCCUAGACCCGGAGGUCUCAGGGCAGUUCACAGAAUAAAAUCAAAAUAUAAAAGCACAAAAUACAUAAUCAAAAUAAAAACAACAACCCAAUAACUCCCCCCUCCAAAAAAACAACAGCGAAAUAGUGUGAGAUAUUCAAGCCUCAAUAGACAGCCUCUGCAGAAAUGCCAUCACUCCAAAGCAGGUUGUUCUCUGCCAAAAAAUAUUUCCCACCAAGUAUUAAAUUGGGCUAAACACAUAAUGAACUGAGUAGCAAUAAUCUAGGCCAGGCUAUGUGCAUUUUACCCUCUCCUUUGGCUCCAGUGUGACACCACUGCCAGUGGUUGAAGCUCAGCACAUGUGGCGUGAGCCAACAUCCAUAGGUACUCUGCCGUUUUUUGAGAAAUACGUCUGGUUCACUUUCCCUUAAACCAGCUUCCAUCCAGUUUGAAAAUGGAAGCCGAAGUUAGGCCGAGGUGUGUACACUUCCAGCAGCCAUUGCACAUGCUCAAAUGACAGUGCCAGUGAAUAAUUGGAGGUCCGUGCAGGGGAAACAAGUCAGGUAAUGCAUAUCAGGUGAAGACACCCCCUGCCCUCUCUCUGGUCUGUACAGCAACUUUAAAAAAUGGCUUGAAAGGUAGCAGGACGGGGGAGGAAGCAACCUUGUUGCAUUUCAAGCUGCUACUGUGUUCAUAGACAAAGCAUGACCGACUGCUGAUGGUUUUCCACAGUCUUCAGUUGCUACCAGGUGACUGUCAACUGAGCAGUCCUCCCAGCUUGUUUCCAGGGAGAUGAGAUGACCGUGGCUAUUUAAUGACCAUUUGUUCCUAUUUGUUUGCAGGGAGGUUAGAUGAUGCUCAGUCAAAACAAGUGUUAUCCCACACAUUCCUUUCUGCAAAAAAAGUCUGAUAUUUUGGGGGAGCAGGUUUGUGUUGCAAGCACUGCCAAUCAACAAUAACUGCCCGGCCUGGAUUUUCUGCUUUGUGACUGAAUCCCACCCAAAAAUUAGACUGGAAGUGCCCACAGUUUGUGGGGAGGCCCUACAGCAGCAGCUGUUUGCUGGGCAGUCAUUCUGAUUUGUCUGCAAGGACAAUUGCAUCAAGCAACUGUGAACUCGUACUUUCAAGUGCAUUUCCCCAUCGCCUGCCACAAGGGGCAACUCAUUUGAUUUGGGGGGGGCUGUUGCAGAAAAGCACAAAAUCCCCUUUAACUUUGCAACCUUAAUUUGCAAAUCCCACCUGCAAAAUCUCCUGGAGAUACCCAGGAUUGAAGCUGAGACCUUCUGUAAGCAAAGUCCUUCCUUUAUAGAGCUCCUGCUACUCAGGACUUCUGUUAGGGUGGGCCUGGUGAAAAAGUAAACAGUGCUCCUGUACCUUUAAUAAGGUAAAGGGACCCCUGACCAUUAGGUCCAGUCGUGACCGACUCUGGGGUUGCAGCGCUCAUCUCGCUUUAUUGGCCGAGGGAGCCGGCGUACAGCUUCCAGGUCAUGUGGCCAGCAUGACUAAGCCGCUCUGGCGAACCAGAGCAGCGCACAGAAACGCCGUUUACCUUCCCGCCGGAGUGGUACCUACUUAUCUACUUGCACUUUGACGUGCUUUCAAACUGCUAGGUGGGCAGGAGCAGGGACCGGGCAACGGGAGCUCACCCCGUCACGGGGAUUCGAACCGCUGACCUUCUGAUCAGCAAGUCCUAGGCUCUGUGGUUUAACCCACAGCACCACCCGUGUCCCCGUACCUUUAAUAGCUGUGCCUAAAAGUUUACACAGCUAAUUAAAGGCACAAGGGACCUGUCUGGUUCCCCCCCCCUUCCAGCAGAUCAUGCUAGCUAGCUCCUUUUUAACUAUCCUGUGGAUGAGAGAAUUUUUGCAGAUUCAGACUGCUGUAAUGGAGAAAUGAGGAGAGCUACACCUGGCAGAACUCAAGGGAGCUAUACCUGGCACAACCCCUUCUAUACAGGGGUUAAAGGUGCACAGCAUCAUCCCAUUCUUGCAUCUAAAGUUCCAUGACCUCAGGACUGAACAGCUUGCAGAAAUAGCAAUCCAGGUGCAAAUUUGAAAGUACAACUUGGUUGCGAAUGCCUGGCUGUCAGCUGGGAACAAGAGCAUGAAAUAUUCACAGGCUAAUGAUCGCCCUUUCCACAAAGAAGCACAGAUCAGGCACGGCUUGGUUUUGUUUUUUAAAGUUUGGAUGUUUAGUAAAAGCAGGAUUUGACAUCCUGCCUGUUCGUUAGGUAGGCGUGUGCUUGGCAGUUGUUGGGCCAUUGUUUAGAUGUGCAUAUAUCUGGGCUGGGAGAAAGUUUGGCAUUAGUUCUAUAGUGCCACUAGCAAUGUGAAUUUAAAGCCCAGCAAAAGCAUUGCCAGCUUUUUUUUUCUUUUUCAUUUUAUUUGCUCUCCUCCCGUUUCUCUCCACUGCCACCUGCUAUUUUAUUUAUCUAAAAUACAAUUUAUUAAGGUUUAUAGAGAAAAACAUGAAACUUAAUAUCUUUUCCCUUUUUUAAACCAAACCAAGACUUUAUUUAGAUACAGUAAAAUCAUGAAGGGGGGAGGAGAAAUAGAGAAGGAAGAAUAUAUAUAUAUAUAUAUAUAUAUAUAUAUAUAUAUAUCUAUAUAUAUAUAUAUAUAUAUAUAGAAUAUAUAGAUAGAAAAAUUACUUACCGAAACUUACUGGAAGAAUAUGAAAUCAGGAUAACAAACUUUUUAUAAAAGAAUGGAAAUGGUUUAUUGAAUAUUUACAGAUAAAUUGCAAACAAAUAAAAACAUUGGCAGGAUUAUUGUAAAAACCUGCAGUUUCACAAGAGUAUAUAUUUAAAGUAGAUAAUUAAAUGAGCAAAUUAAAUCAAUUUGGAUAUGCAGAAGAUUUUUUUAAAAAAAUUAAGGAACUGCAGAAAGAUGGGGAAGGAAGUCAAACUUUGAAAUGUUAACAUGAUUGUAAAACUAAGGAAAUGUAUCAAUUUGAAAAGUAUAAAUAAAAACUUUGUUAAAAAGAUACAGUGGUACCUCUGGUUGCGAACGGGAUCUGUUCCGGAGGCCUGUUCACAACAUGAAAAGCCUGCAACUUGAAGCACUGUAUCUGUGUAGGUGUGGCGCAUGUGCACAUGCGCGAAGCGCGAUUUAGCGCUACUGCGCAUGAGCGAGCGGCGAAACCCGGAAGUAACCCUUUCCAGUAUUUCCAGGUCGCCGCGGGACGCAACCUGAAAAACUGUAACAUGAAGCAAACGUAACAUGAGGUAUGACUGUAAUUGUUAUGGGGGGAAAGGGGGGAAGAGAAAGAUGGAAAAAUAAAAUUGAAUUGGAUGAAGUGCAUAUUGUGUUUAAAUAGCAGACAGAUGAAGAAUUGGAAGUUCUUUACUUUUCUUCCCACCAUCUGACAUUUUAGAAGCUCGUCAGGUAAAGUUUUUCCUGACAUGGGUAUGGUGAUGGAGGAAAUUAUCACGCAUGCUAAGAGUGCCACAUCUCUGAGAGAAAUUAUGGCAAGGGGUGUGUACAUGCUUAUUUUCCUACAGAGAUGAACCCAUGGCACUCACACAGUAUAAUAAUUGUGCCUAUUGGACUAAUGACUCUCGCAAUGCAACUCAGUGGAAUUUAUUCAAAUAGAUUUUGGGAUAUCUGUAUAUUUCUGUAACAGAGAAGCAAGGUUGGGAUUUCCCCCAGGCACAAGGGCUAUUGCCAGUCUGGUGGGCUGCUCCUAUACAUAUUUAGUCUAAGGAAAAUCACACUGAGCUCUAGGGGACUUGCAUUCAAGAAAGUAUACACAGGACUGGAGCCAUAGUGAGUUAAAGUUACAGUACUGUUUAAAUUAUAGAUUUGGAAGUUGUUUUGUCCUGACAUGGUCUUCUUAGAUCUAGUUCAAAAUGGACUUUCCUCACUCGGUGACAGCAGCAGUAAGUGACAAGUUGCACGCCUUCACAGAUCAAAUCCUACAGAUUUCAUCAUGCAAACGAUUUCUGCCGAAAUACUUCAGGCCCUGUGCUUUUCAAGAUGAUCAAACAAACCACAGAUGAUGAAACAAUGGCUCGUUUCUCUAAAGUUCCUUUGUUUUCCAACUUCUCGUGCCUUGUCCUUUGGCACUUUGGCAAGCUUCUGGGGUCAAGUGGUCAAACAAAUCAUAGUUAAGGAAAAGUGUGUUGUUGUUGUUGUUGUUGUUGUUGUUGUUGUUUAUACCCUGCCCAUCUGGCUGGGUUUCUCCAGCCACUCUGGGCAGCUUCCAGCAUGCACAAUGCCAAGCUAUGCUUUAAACACGUGCAAUGUUCACGCACAGUGCCAAGCUAUGCCUUAAACAUAUCAAGGUUUGCAAGCCAGCAACAAACCAUGGCUUCAGAUCAUAGUUUGUUGACAGCAAACAAACUCUAGUUAAGCCGCUGGGCCAGGGUUCACAGAUAAUGCCAAUCAAUGGCUUAAUAAACCCUGGUUUAUCAUGUGCAAACCAGGCCACUGAAGGUUUGUUUAUUUAGCAAACUGUAUAUAUUUCUGGAUUGUAAAUUGAAACUCUUAAGUGGUUUAGAGGAAGCCAUGUACUUUCAAUGCGCACUGAUUGAACUUUAAAUGCAUGGUGUGGAUCUGCCUGCACUAUUCCCCUUCCUCCAUCCUAUUUGGCUUCAAAACCGUGGUCACCAGAAAACUAUGGCUUCUUUAAAAGAUCAGUUGUGGUGGAUGUGUUUCCUUUGAAGACAGUUCAUUACUUCCAUCCAAAGCAACAUGCUGCUGUAGGGAGGGGGGUACCAGGGGAUAUUGGGGGAGUCUUUAGGGAAGGGAUGGGGAGCCAGGAGCCCUCUAGGGGUUGGUGGAUAUGACUCCUCUUAUCCCUUGGUCUCUGGAGAGCUGCCCAUUCUCCAUCUCUGCCUGAGGGUGUGUUAUCAGUUCCUGUGGACAAGAAGAGUGAGGGUAAGAGCCUUGGCCAGCAUCCAAUUGGAACUGAAUGUACACCCUUGAACAGUUUCCCAGAACCCUUUGCACUGUGUGCGGAUUGCGUAACAAACAUGCAAGAAUUCCUUGGCACGCCAGCCAGUUGGAAGGGGUUCUCUGAAAAGCAGAAAGCUCGACAGCCACUUCUUAAUAGGACAUGUGGACAAAGAUUUCAUCCUCCAAAUGAAGGCCAGUGGGUGGGUUUGUUUGUUUUUGACAAAGUAAUAAUCAUAAAUGAAUAAGAAUAAAAAUGUGCACUCCACCCUCGAGACCAUUCCAUUGUAACAAUCCAACCUCCCAAAAUUUAAACACCUCUAGCUAUGGUUUGACCCCUUUCUGUUUUAACAGUACAAAUUCUACAAACACCCUCCAUAUCUCCUCAAAAUAAUUUCUCCUGCGUAUUCCCCUUCUUACUUUAAUGGUGCAUGUUAAUUUAUCGUUAAUAGCUAUAUCCCACACCUCUUUAUACCAUUCUUCCACUUUAUAUUCCACUUGCCCCUUCCACUUCCUGGCUAAAAUAAUUUGUGCAACUGUCAAUAAAUUUGUGAGCAAGUCCUUCAUAGCCUGCGAACCUUCCACCCCUUCGUCAAUUGAUAAUAAUGUUACCUCUGGACUUUCAGUCGGCUUUAACCCGGUGGUUUCUGUUACCUCCUUAAGCACCCUUUGCCAAAAAAUUUGUACAUAUUUGCACCCCCACCACAUGUGAACGUAAUUCCCUGUUUCCUGGCAUCCCCUCCAACGUAACACCGAAUAUUCCUUGUUUAUUUGAUUUCAUCUGACUGGUGUUAAAGAAGGCCAGUUUUUAAUCAUGUGGGUCUCUUGCCCUUUGUCCAAGCAGCUUGGGGCAGUGGGCACGGGGAAGGUUCUUAGCUCUGUGGAGGAUGCCAGGUUUGCAUGCUGAAAAUGCCAGGUUGAUCCUCAUUAGCUCUAUAGGUAAGACUGGGAGCAUCCCCAAUCUGAAACCCUGAGAGGUGCUGGCAAUCGGUGUUGUCAGUACAGUGGCACCUUCAUUCUCAAACUUGAUCCGUUCUGGAAGUCCAUUCCAAAACCAAAGCGUUCCAAAACCAAGGUGCACUUUCCCAUAGAAAGUAAUGCAAAACGGAUUAAUCCAUUCCAGACUUUUAAAAACAACCCCUGAAACAGCAAUUUAACAUGAAUUUUACUAUCUAACGAGACCACUGAUCCAUAAAAUGAAAGCAAUAAACCAUGUACUGCAGUCACACAAUCUAUCUAUCAAUCAGUAGCUGAACUGCGUUCCACACAGUCACAAAAACAAAACAAAAAAGAGCCGCAAAAACACAAAAUAGAUUGCACUCAGAUUGGAAGUGUGGCACUCAAAACGGAAGUGUUACUCUGAAAUUGAAGUGUAUCACUCAAAACGGGGCACAUUUGGCUUCCAAAAAGGGUUCGCAAACCGAACACUUACUUCCGGGUUUGCAGUGUUUGGGUUCCAAGUUGUUUGAGUACCAAGGCAUUUGAGAACCAAGGUACCACUUUAUAGAUGGAACAGUGGUUUGGCUCAAGGCUGCUUUGUGUGUUGCUAUCCUCUCAACAGCCUUGUGAGUUACGAUAGGCAGACAAAUAGUGAUUGUCUCUAAGUGUUGGGUUCAUGUCUGAGCAGCGACUUGAGCUGAGGUCUCUCGAGUCCACCUUCAAUGCAUCGCAUCACGUUAACUCAUUCAUUGGUUGAGCAUUGCUCCUAUAUUAGAGGUAAAUCUAAGUAAACUAUCCUUAUUGGGGUAAAGAUGCUCUGUUCCGUUGAGCUAAACUAAAGAGUAAAUCCCCACUAAGUUUUCCCCUUUUACUGCUAGAAUCUCCUGGCUUUUUAAAAUAUAUACUUUAUUAAAGAUUUCUCAGUUUAUAAAAGUAUGUGCAAUGUCUCUUUUUUCAAGUUGUGUUUUUGACCGAUCAGUUUUGUUUGUUGUGAGACAUUAGUAUUACAUUAGGAAGAAAAGGGGGAAAGAGGUAGGGGGAUGGUGAGGGGUGUGUGGAGUGGCGAUGCUUCUAUUUUUCUGCUUAGUGUAUGUGUGGGGUUUUGUGUCAGUGUCACUUUUGUGGGUUCUCUUUACUAUUUGCUUGUAUUUCUUUGGUGGUGAGAGAAGUUGGGGGUGGCCUAGGGGGUGGUUGGUUGUCUUUGAUUGGCUGUAAUGAAAUUUGUUUUCGUGUGUGAGUGGGGUGUGGGUGUGUGUUUUGGAUCAGGUUAGCCAUACAGUGGUACCUCACGUUACAGACGCUUCAGGUUACAGACGCUUCAGGUUACAGACUCCACUAACCCAGAAAUAGUACCUCAGGUUAAGAACUUUGCUUCAGGAUGAGAACAGAAAUCGUGUGGCGGCAGCAGGAGGCCCCAUUAGCUAAAGUCACACCUCAGGUUAAGAACAGUUUCAGGUUAAGAACGGACCUCCAGAACGAAUUAAGUUCUUAACCUGAGGUACCACUGUAUUGAUCUGUGUGCUGUUGGAGGAUGCUUGUUGUUUAGUUGGGCUGUGUAUGUGAUAAAGGGUAACCAUAUCGGGGUGAAGGCGUCUUCUAUUUGUUCCCAUGUCUGUUUCAGAUUAUUGGUUAGUUUUUCUAAUAAGGCUGUUUCCCAUACGAUUUGAUACCAUUGGUCUGUGCGCACUCCUGACAGGUCUCUCCAGUGUCUGGUUAUGAUGUUUCUAGCUGCUGACAGUAGGUGGGUUAUGAGCUCUUUGUGAUGUGAGUGGGCAUUAUAAUCUUUGAAGAUGUUUAGCAGGGCCAGUUGUGAGGUGACUUCUAAUACUUGCUUAGUUAUUUUGCAUAUUGUAUGAUUGAUGUCCAGAAGAGUUGGACUUUAGGACAUUCCCACCACAUGUGGAGGUAUGUGCCUGUGGAGGUGCAUCCUCUCCAGCAUUUUGAUGAGGUUCCUGGGCGUAUUGGUGUUAGUUUCCAUGGUGUUAGGUACCACCUGUAAGUGAGUUUCAGAGUGCAUUUUUGUCUUUUCGCUCAUAUGGAUUUAAAGGGAGGUUGAAUCUCCUGGCUUUUUCAGGUCCCACCAUUCUAUCCUGCGUACUCUUGCCACAUAGAGUGCUUUCAUAGAUAAACCAUAAAUAAAUAUAAGGUAAAGGGACGCCUGAUCAUUAGGUCCAGUCGUGACCGACUCUGGGGUUGCGGCGCUCAUCUUGCUUUAUUGCCGAGGGAGCCGGCGUACAGCUUCCGGGUCAUGUGGCCAGCAUGACUAAGCCACUUCUGGCGAACCAGAGCAGCGCAUGGAAACGCCGUUUACCUUCCCGCUGGAGCGCUACCUAUUUAUCUACUUGCACUUUGACGUGCUUUUGAACUGCUAGGUUGGCAGGAGCAGGGACUGAGCAACGGGAGCUCACCCUGUCACGGGGAUUCGAACCGCCGACCUUCUGAUUGGCAAGUCCUAGGCUCUGUGGUUUAACCCACAGCGCCACCCACGUCCCUAUAAAUAAAUAUAGUUCCCCCCAAAAAACGUAUUGAUCCAUGUUUGUUGUUGUUUGUAGCACAGUAAUGCAAGUUUCUCAGAGCUCCUCUAGGCUGCUUUAAGCUAGAAAGACUCAAGGUUACUGGCGCUGAUGUUAUAGGGUGCUAAAUUGUUCUUUGUGGCUUACCUCUAUAUUAGCAAGGAUUUUCAGAAGAAAUGAAAGUUCCGGUAGAUGCCGCAGUGUUUUUGGCAAAUCAGCUUUUGACUAAACCUGUGAGCCUGCUUUCAGUACCAUCCCCACCCCAUUACUAAGUGUGCAGUCUUUGAUCGCUUGAUUAAUCAACUAGAGAUUUACUGGAAUAACCAGUGGGGGGUUCAGUUAUAAUAGGUGGACUAUGUGUUUACAUGUAUUUACAUUUUCAAAGCUAUUUUUGAAAUCAAAAGGAAUCAAAAAGGGAAAUACUGACAAUUAUUCCGUCUAACAAACAGAUGCCAAGAAUGAUGAUUUUGCAAAAACUCAUGCUUGGUUGAAUAACCGAAAAGGUGUCUUUAUUCUGGUUUUGAUGAUGCGCACAUUUACCUAAGUUUAAUUUGGUUAAAAGGCAGGUGGUCCUCCAGAAACACUUCUGAAUACCUAGGCACAAAGAUAUCUGUGAACUCUCAUUGAUUCUCUGACCCUGUAGAAGGCUUCUGAACUUUAAUGCUUUAAUUUAUUAUUGUUUUGUAGUUUGUGCAUCGCUAAGCAUGUGCAAAGAACAUUAACCAUACUUUUUCUUUUUUUGUAUUCCAUUAUUUCAUUAAAUAAAUAAAAAUAAAAGGUGGGUGGUAAGUCGAGGACCCUAAGCGUUACUGAAUAAGUAACAGCCACUUCAUAUCUUAAAAACUGAUAUGAUUAUGGUGACCAUACACAAAGGAGGACAAGGGCUUUAACAGUUACGUAGAAGAGAGAAUUUCGAAGGUGCCUUUAUUAAAUCUCUUUGAUGCAAAACUGUCCUCUCUUGCAUUUGGCCACCCCUAGGUACAAAAGUACGCGGGUACUUUUUUUUGACGGACGUGGGUGGCACUGUGGGUUAAACCACAGAGCCUAGGGCUUGCUGAUCAGAAGGUCAGCGGUUUGAAUCCCCGCAACGGGGUGAGCUCCCGUUGCUCGGUCCCUGCUCCUGCCAACCUAGCAGUUCGAAAGCACGCCAGUGCAAGUAGAUAAAUAGCUACCACUCCGGCGGGAAGGUAAACGGCGUUUCCGUGCGCUGCUCUGGUUCGCCAGAAGCAGCUUAGUCAUGCUGGCCACAUGACCCGGAAGCUGCAUGCCAGCUCCCUCGGCCAAUAAAGUGAGAUGAGCGCCGCAACCCCAGAGUCGGCUACGACUGGACCUAAUGGUCAGGGGUCCCUUUACCUUAACUUUACUAGGUACAAAAGUGCACCUGAGCUUAAAUGCCGAAAUAUUCAGGCAACUUUGUCCAUUCUGAGCAUGCCCACUCCUGUUGUUCUUUUAAUGGCAUUUGAUACAGCAGGCCUUUCCUGGCAUAGCAGUACUCUUCAACUGCUAAAUUUCUGAGCUUCGGUCUGCUGUUAAAGCAAAGCUGGAAAAGAGGUGGCGAUGCCAGAAUCUGCAUCUUCCUCUUCCUUUCUAAUUAUUAAAAGAAAUGGGUACCCUGCCUUGUCUCAGAUCUGAUAGAGAUUUAAUGCACUCUAAUUAUUCCUGAUGCAAUUUCCUCUCAGUUGUUCUGGUUUCUCUUUUCCUGCAUUUCAGACUGGCAACAGCUAUUCUCCCAUAUUCCUUUUGCAGAGCUUAUGAUAAAAGUAUGCUCUGGCCAGCUGCUCCUGCAAAGGAGGGCAAUCACAGCUACUCUAAGCUGCAGAAUCAUGUGGGUUUGGUUCCACUGGGACGCAACUGCUGGGUCUUCCAGGGGUAGCUAGGAAGUGGGGUUGACAUGCUAUAAUUGUUGUUUGUGCCCGCAGUUAAAAACUGCGGAUGCAAGGGGAUGCAGGUUUCAAGUAGAACAGCAGAUAAUUUGCACCACACAUGCCAUGAAACUAGGAGUGUCCAGUAUUGUUGAGCUUGAAUUGGGAACUGUUGCAGUGCAGCAGUUAGAGUUUAGACAAGGAUCUGAUUGACCAGGAUUCAAAGCCCCAUUCUGCCUAACCUACCUCACAGGGAUGCUGUGAUGAUGAAAUGGAGAGGGAGAACCAUGCAGGCCACCUUGAACACUGCGAAGGAAAGGUGUGGCAUAAAAUAUGCUGCAAGAUCUAGACUCCCUUCAUGCACACCGAAGGUGUAAAGAGUUGAAUAAACCAUUUUUUUAUCUUAUUUUUGAAAUCGUUUUUAUUUGAUUUUACAAAUGUGGAUUUAUAACAAUGCCUAAUACAUAUCCGUAUAUAGAGAUUUAUCUGAAUCUCGAGACUUCCCACCAGCCCCUCCAUGGGUCCUAUUGUCAACAUUUUCAACUGCAUAUUAUUUCAAAAUCUAUAUGUUGUAUCUGUCCAUAUUUUCCAUAGUCCUUGUUACAUUACAGUAGUCUGCUAGAUAAAUUAUUUUUUAAAAUCCCAUUUUUCUUGAAGUUUUUGUCUUCUGGGUUUCUGAACUUCCUGGUCAGUUUAGCCAUUUUGGCGUAGUCCAUAGGGUUAGUUUGCCAUUCCUCUCUGGUAGGGACGAAUAAACCAUAAUUCUUAAAGCUUUGACAGUCUCCAAAGGAACACAGACAAACUGUGUGAGUGCCUGGAACCCCCAGGAAUCUUGCACAGAAUUUUUGUAACAACCUGAUGGACUGGGGGCCAAACGGCACGUUAAGUUAUUUGUGCUUACAAAAAAAGAAUCAAUUUUUAAAAGUCCGUUUUUAUUACAAAGAAAAUGCAGCCACUUUCCUAUCCUGGGGGAUGCCCUGAAAAACCCUGCAACUAGACUGAGAUGUUCUCUAAUCGUGAUGAAGUUGAUGACACUCCUGCAGAGUGAUCAAGCUCCCCUUUCUGUAUUUGCCUGCCGGUUCAUUCCACCACCACAUCCUUCCCUGCUGCCCUGAUAUGGCGAAACUGACAAGCUGCAGAAACUCUUAUCAGUUCAACUCAUAUGUGGUUGCAGUCUUGCCUCAAACUGCUAUUCAGGCACAGUACGAUUUAGCAUCUGUUAGCACUGGAUUCUGCCACUGGCAUACAGUAUGAAGCAUUUGGAUUGACAAGGCUUUCUUUUACUGUUCAGGCAGGUCUUUGGAAACCGCCCCCCCCUCUUUUUUUGACCAGCCUUUAUUGAGAUGCUACCGAUGCUUUUACUGAUGUUGCUAUUAUAGUAUUGUUUUGUAGUAUUGUAUUGCCUGCUCAGUGGAGCAGUAAAGGUAAAAAGGUAAAGGACCCCUGGACAGUUAAGUGCAGUCAAAGGUGACUAUGGGGUUGCAGCGCUCAUCUCGCUUUCAGGCCAAGGGAGCCAGCGUUUGUCCACAGACAGCUUUCCGGGUCAUGUGGCCAGCAUGACUAAACCACUUCUGGUGCAAAGGGACACCAUGACGGAAACCAGAGCACACGGAAACACCAUUUACCUUCCCGCCACAGCGGUACCUAUUUAUCUACUUGCACUGGCGUGCUUUUGAACUGCUAGGUUGGCAGGAGCUGGGACAGAGCAACAGGAGCUCACCCUGUUGCAGGGAUUCGAACUGUCGACCUUCCAAUUGGCAAGCCCAAGAGGCUCGGUGGUUUAGACCACAGCGCCACCCGCAUCCCUGUAAUAGAGCAGUACCUUCUGUCUGAUCUAGGGCUCCUCUUGACAUCCUUUCAAUUGUGUAUUUGUGAUCAUUAAUGCUCACGGGGGUAGCGGGGUGGUUAUAUACAUGGUCCUAUUUCAAUACUGUUUGAAGCUGCAAAAGCUUCAGGAUAGGUAUACAGCUUUGUGCGUACCCUGUAGCAUUCAGCCGAAAUCCUGUAACUUUUCAUACCACAAAUGUUCCCUUGCUGUGGAGUUUCUAUGUCCUGCUUUCAAUGAGGUGCAGCAGAAGAGUGCAGUGGCGUGCCGUGGAUUGCUAGUACCCGGGGCCACAUGGAGGGGUGUUUGGGAGGGAGGGAAAUGGACGGAGUACGCAUGCUCAUUCAACUGCCUAAUGGCAUCCACUUCACCCAGGAAAUUGCAGCCACAGAGAUGAGGCGUCAUUUUGUUGUCUGGAGAGGUCACUUCCUGGUUCGCAUGGAGAAGCCAUUUUCAAUGGAGCCCUGCAACGGAAGCACACAGCUGUCUUGAGGCCCUCACUAACAAUUUUGCACUUGGGGCAACUUCCCCUCCAUAAGGCAAUAACUGGGGAAUUACGCAGGUGGCGCUGUGAUCUAAACCACUGAGCCUCUUGGGCUUGCUGCCACAAUGGAGUGAGCUCCCUUUGCUCUGUCCCAGCUCCUGCCAACCUAGCAGUUCAAAAGCAUGCCAGUGUAAGUAGUUAAAUGGGUAGGGAAGGUAAAUGGCGUUUCCGUGUGCUCUGGCUUCCGUCACAGUGUCUCGUUGCGCCAGAAGUGGUUUAGUCCCGCUGGCCACAUGACCUGGAAAGCUGUUUGUGGACAAACACCAGCUCCCUUGGCCUGAAAGCGAGAUGAGUGCCGCAACCCCAUAGUUGCCUUUGACUGGACUUCACCGUCCAGGGGUCCUUUACCAUCAGAGAACCUCUAAUAAAGGGGAAUGAUGUGCAGGUGCUCCUGUCAGAAAUCUACCACCCAUGUUCUCUUUUUGCACCAGUGACCUGUUGUAGAAUAAGGUAAAGGUAAAGGGACCCCUGACCAUUAGGUCCAGUCGUGACUGACUCUGGGGUUGCGGCGCUCAUCUCGCUUUAUUGGCCGAGGGAGCCGGUGUACAGCUUCCGGGUCAUGUGGCCAGCAGAACUAAGCCGCUUCUGGUGAACCAGAGCAGCGCACGGAAACGCCGUUUACCUUCCCGCCGGAGUGGUACCUAUUGAUCUACUUGCACUUUGACGUGCUUUCGAACUGCUAGGUUGGCAGGAGCAGGGACCGAACAACGGGAGCUCACCCCGUCGUGGGGAUUCAAACUGCUGACCUGCUGAUCGGCAAGUCCUAGGCUCUAUGGUUUAACCAACAGCGCCACCCGCAUUGUAGAAUAAACCCACAAAAAAAACACCGGAAUGAAGUGAGCCCUACUUGAGGCCCAAACCCAACUUCUCCUGUUCCAGCGAUGGACAAGGAGGAUCACUGUGUUAAAAAACAGCCUUCUCCUAAGUCGGGUUUGGGUUCACUUCCCCAUGUCCCUGACAAUGGGCUGACAAAGCCCUUCCUUAACUCCUGCUGUAAACCUGACGGCUAAGGGAGGACUGGCAGGCUUGGCUAUUGAUGGCAAUCUUGCCAAGACUGGAACGGCUUGCCUGGGACAGUGCUCCCUUUGUGUUCUGCUUCACUGUGUCUGCCCACUGCAGCAAUUUUUGCCGUGUUUUCAUUUGUUGGGCAUCGUGGGUAGCCGGGAAUGUUUGCAAACUCUCUGCAGGGAUUUGAACGGAACAACGUUUUAGCAAAUAAGUCUUGGAUAACAACGGGGCAGAGAAGUUCAAAAAGAUGGAGGUUGUCAGAUGGCAGCGUAACAGCUCUUCAAAAAUCGAAAGGAUUGUAGGUGGCGUACAUUGCGUGCAGUAUUUUCUUUGCUUAUUUUCCCACCAGCUUCCCAAGCCCCCUGCAUGGCUCUCGGAGCGGAAUAAAACAUCCAAUUUCUGAGUCAAACUGCCUAGCUUUGGAGCGUUUCCACCUUACAUAUCUGUACUGGCCUUGAUUUGAUGCCUUUUUGAAGACGCUUGAAUAAAUUUUCUCACCACUUAUCUCCAUGCCAGGAAAACCUUCACCUGCUGGAUUUGUGUAAGCAACUAUUAAAUGCACACAAGCAGAAACGAAAACCUGGCAACCUUAUUUUAUAUUAGCUUUAUUCUUUAUGGCAGGGGCAGGAAAUCUGUAGAUGUUGUUGGACUCCAGUUCCCAUCAACCAGCAUAGCCAGUGGUCAGGGAUGAUGGAAGUUGUAGUCCAUCAACAUCUGGAGGACCACAGAUUCCUCACUCCUGAUAUAUGAUGCUUAUCUGCUUCCUUUUAUUUAUUUAAAUCUGCUUUAUAGGCUGCCUAUUUUUGUCAAGAAAUAACGUCUCUAAGCAGUUUACAAAAUAACAAUAAUAAAACAGCAAUAGUAAAAUACAAAUAAAACUGCAUAUUGUCUCUAUCACAGUAAGAAUCCAAAUAUGGGACCAAAAUAUUGAGCACUGCAACAUCCAGGGAUGAUUAUUGUGUUUUUAAUAUAUUGUGAUACAUGUAUUUUCCACUGUUGCAAGCCGCCUUGAAUGUGCUGAGGAGAUUAGGAUAUACAUUGUAUUUUAUUUUAUGUUUAUUUGUUUUUUUUAAAAAGCAACAAGAAAUGUAGGAGGCUGCCUUGCACAGAAAUGAUCCAUUGGUCCACCUAGCUCAUUAAACCCCUUUGGGCUCCAGGCAUAAACAUUCCUCUUCAACCAGGCCUUUGGCCAAUUAACAUCCAAUACCCUUUCAAAUAGGGACGCGGGUGGCGCUGUGGGUUAAACCACAGAGUCUAGGACUUGCCGAUCAGAAGGUUGGCGGUUCGAAUCCCCACAACGGGGUGAGCUCCCGUUGCUCGGUCCCUGCUCCUGCCAACCUAGCAGUUCGAAAGCACGUCAAAGUGCAAGUAGAUAAAUAGGUACCGCUCCGGCGGGAAGAUAAACGGCGUUUCUGUGCGCUGCUCUGGUUCGCCAGAAGUGGCUCAGUCAUGCUGGCCACAUGACCCGGAAGCUGUAUGCCGACUCCCUCGGCCAGUAAAGCGAGAUGAGUGCCACAACCCCAGAGUUGGCCACGACUGGACCUAAUGGUCAGGGGUCCCUUUACCUUUUUACCCUUUCAAAUGUGUUGUGGGAGGGGGUUAUUGGUUUGUUUUUGUUCUUCUUUUUAUUAUGUGCGUUGUGAUUCUUCUCUGGUAUUUUUAUGUUGUGAAUCACCUUGAGAACUGCAAAUGAAGGGAUGUAUACAAAUUUUAAUGAUGAUAAUAACAAUAACAAUAACAAUAACAAUAACAAUAGCUUGCAGAAUCACAGACUUGUAAGGGACCACAGGGUCAUCUUCUAAUCCAAAGGAAUCUUUCACCCAACAUGGGACUCGAACCCACAAGCCUGAGAUUAAGAGUCUCAUGCUCUGCCAACCAAGCUAUCCCUCAGGGCUAAUAUUGUUUGCAACCACUAGCAGUGGUUCUCCGGGAUUUUGGGUAGGGGAGAUUUCCAGCCCUACAUGGAGAUAACAGGCAAUGAACGUGGGACCUUCUGCAUACAAAUCCAUGGGAGUGAGUCCUGCCUGCUGCUGCAAAGCAUAGAAUCAUAGAAUCAUAGAGUUGGAAGAGACCACAAGGGCCAUCGAGUCCAACCCCCUGCCAAGCAGGAAACACCAUCAGAGCACUCCUGACAUAUGGUUGUCAAGCCUCUGCUUAAAGACCUCCAACGAAGGAGACUCCACCACACUCCUUGGCAGCAAAUUCCACUGUCGAACAGCUCUUACUGUCAGGAAGUUCUUCCUAAUGUUUAGGUGGAAUCUUCUUUCUUGUAGUUUGGAUCCAUUGCUCUGUGUCCGCUCGGACACGGAGGACACGCUCAAGACUCCCCGUGAGCCUAGCUUUUUCAAGACUUGCAAAAACGACACUGGGCUCGUGGGGCACCAUGAGCAGCCAUGCGCCCUGUCCCUGUGAGCCCAGCACCGCUUUUGCGAGUGGCACUGGGCUCGCAAGGAGGGUGCAGUCAACUGUUGCACCCUUCUUAUGGUGCCCUCCAGUUGGAGGGCAGCUGAGAAGUAUUCAACAAGUCUGCUCCCUGGCCCCUCCCUAUGCCUGCAAUAAAGCAACAGAAUAAAUCAGGGGUCAGCAAACUUUUUCAGCAGGGGGCUGGUCCACUGUCCCUCAGACCUUUAGGGGGCCGGACUAUAUUUUUUGGGGGAAUGAACGGAUUCCUUUGCUUACAAUAACUUAGAGAUGCAUUUAAAUCAGAGUCCGACACAUUCUGACCUCAUGACUAAAGCACGCCUGGCAUUCCUGGACCAUCCACUGGCUCCGGAGUUUAGUAAGACUCAUGUUGUAGCUCGGAUCACGGUCCAGACCAUCUCGGCCUUCGUGGCCCUUCUGCUUGUGCCUACAGCUGUGCCAGUGUCAGGUGUAGUGAUCAAGAGCGGUAGUCUUGUAAUCUGAGGUAACCAGUGUUCAGCUUCACGAUCUGCUCCUUCACAGUGCAGCUGCUCAGGGCUGAUUCCUUAGAAUGGAUGCGUUCGAUCUCUUGCAGUCCAUGAGAGUCUCCUCCAGCACCAUACAUUCCAUCCUCACAGAGUGUUUAGAUGCAUGUGGAAGAAAGGACAAGGAGACCAUGUUAGCACGCUGAUUCUGAGACUCGUCCAAAGGCGGAUUGAAAGGCGGGAUAUCAAAUCCAAACUCUUCUUCUUCUUCUUCUUCUAUCCAUGGAAUAAAUCCUAUCCAUGGAAUAAAUCCUUUCUCGCGCAGAAGGGCCUUCAGACUUGCUGAGGCUCCCUCGAACAGAAGUGGAGGAAGGCGUCUCAUCGUGUUUUGCCAAUUCCUCCUUUCUCUGUAGCCUCGCCACACUGCUCUGGAAAGGGAAGAUUUCCAGAGGGCCACAGGGGAAAGGAAAAUGGGUGGAAAUUGCUUUCAUUAGUCGGUGCCAGGAGCGCACGGCCUUUCCAUGGAGAGAACUCCACUCUCGGGAUCUUUAUUUAUUUUUAUUUGAAACGUACUUAGCCUGCUUUUAAGGAUCAGAAAACAUUUCAAAGCAGCAUUGGAAGGAAUGCAGUAGAAUACAGCUACAGAUAAUUGAUAAUCAAGCCAAUGCAACCAAUCAAAUAAACCACUGAUUAAAAAAACACCCAGCUAUAAUAAAACUACAAAUGUUUUAGCCCCAAAGCACUACAGUGUGAUACAAAACUUGGAGGAGUGGGAGCAAUGGGGUCUUCAGGGCUUCCCUAAUACCUGAAUGGAAGGGACCUGUUGGAGUAAUAAUAAUAAUAAUAAUAAUUUAUUUAUACCCUGCCCAUUUGGCUGGGUUUCCCCAGCCACUCUGUGUGGCUCCCAACAGAAUAUUAAAAACACCAAACAUUAAAAACUUCCCUAAACAUGGCUGCCUUCAGAUGUCUUCUAAAAGUCAGAGAGUUGUUUAUUUCCUUGACAUCUGAUGGGAGGGCGUUUCACAGGACAGGCGCCACUACUGAGAAGGCCCUCUACCUGGUUCCCUGUAACCUCAUUUCUCACAGUGAGCAAACCGGCAGGAGGCCCUCCAUGCUGGACCUCAGCGUCCGGGCAGAACAAUGGGGGUAAAGAUGCUUCUUCAGGUAUACUGGGCCGAGGUUGUUUAGGGCUUUAAAGGUCAGCACCAACACUUUGAAUUGUGCUCGGAAACGUACUCAGAACCAAUGUAGGUCUUUCAGGAGUGGUCUUGGCGGCCAUUCCUAGUCUAGCUGCCGCAUUCUGGAUUAAUUGUAGUUUCUGGGUCACCUUCAAAGGUAGCUCCAUGUAGAAUGCAUUGCAGUAGUCCAAGCGGGAGAUAACUAGAGCAUGCACCACUCUGGUAACUGAUUUCCAAGACAUGGGGCCACUGCAGGAAACUUCCUCAUCCUUAAAUUCAUCAGCUUAAAUCUCGGAUCCAAUCUCAUAUGUAUGUUACACCCUGGUUAGCAUAUUCUUAAAAGGAGGGGAGUGGAGAAACAGGAUCUUAUGGUGUGGAAAAAAAUAUGCCCGUUCUUUAGCAUGGCUUCCGCAGCCCAUGUGAGUUAUUCAGAUUAGGCAAACUUGUCUGGUUCUCUUCUCACUUUGCAUAUCUUGAGAACUUACGUAAUUCUGGAACUGCUAGUCAUGGCAAGGGGCAAGGACCUGUGUAGGGCACAUAGGCGCCAACUCUAUAGGACUGUGGUGCAUAGCUGUCAACUUACAGAUUUGAAAAUAAGGGACCAGUAGCCUCGCAAAUAAGGGAUCAGCAGCCAAAAUAAGGGAUUUUAGUCAACCAGCUGAAAUACAAAGUUAAAAGGGACCAGAUAAUUUUGGAGAACAGCGCUGGUUUUAAUCCCUUCGUUUCCAGAGGUUGCUGCUCAAGACGCCAGCUGAUGAAACACUGCAAUGAAAUAACUACAAGCAGCAACCACUUUUCGCGCAAAACGAAGUCCAAGCUACGAAGAUGCUGCUGCAGUUCUGUAUCUUUUCUCUCAUGCUCCAUCUGCAGCUCUCAGUUCCAUCAGGUGGGGCGGGAGGAAGAGAGGGGGGAAUAGCGCCUGAAGUAAACCCGCAGAUCAGACCAUCUAUGCUAGUCUACCACCUCAAAUCUAUGGGAGAAGUGCUUGCGGUCCUUCCUCCGCUUUCCCCCAAUAUGGUUAGCCCUUGGAACACCUGCCCGCGCCUCCGCCUCCUCCUCCUCCUCCUCCUCUCUCUGAACUGCUUUCUCUAUGGUUGCCCUCGCUCUCCCCCUCUCAAGGCUCCUCAGCAAUUCAUAGGCUGUGCCAGGCUGCCCAUCUCAUCCGGGUCCUUCAGCGGUGCAGCCGCAGUACGGCCUAGCGAGAGCGGCGGCGACAGGCAGAGGGGAGGCCCCAGGCAGAGACGCUCAGUUCUGCGGCCACGAGGAGGAUGGCGGCGGAAGGGCCCGAGGCUCCCGUCGCCAGUCCCGGUGGGGAGGGGCUCCCGGGGGCCGAGGCUGGUGAGAGGAGGCUGGAGGGGGGCGGGCCGGGCAGCCAAGCAACACAGUUGAAGCCUACCUCCUCCCUAGCCAGCAGGGAGGGAGGGAGAGGAGCUGCUUCCUCUGAAACCCGGGAAAUUUAAGGGACAUCAUCAAUAAGGGACAGCAGCGGGACACGGCGCUGGGAUAAGGGAGUUUCCCACCAAAUAAGGGACGGUUGACAGCUAUGCUGUGGUGUCUUCAGCCCCUGCCAAAGUAUGUCAGGAUGGGGCUGAGCCUCACCCGCAAAUCUUGAGGGGCAGGGUCUGGUGAUGGCGGACCUCACUGGACGCUCGCGGUGGUGGCUGUGAGCCUCACUAGGGCUCAUGGUGGCAGUGGUGGGCCUUUCAGCAUAGCACAUGAUGUAUGAUCUCCCCCACAUGCAUGCAAUGCCUUGGCCCCCUGCAACAUUGGGCAGAACUCAGCAUCUCUGAUAGGGCAUGAAGCCCCGCCUGGUUCAGCAAAUCUUCUAGCUUCUGAGAUUUCGGCAGGCACUGCUGCCUGCACAUUUUCAAGCAUACUUCAGCAACCGAAAAGAUACAGAAGCUUGCUUCUCAAGCAGAGAUGCUCAGAAAGCCGAAUUUUGCACCUAGGACCAUGUUUUGUGCUCUGGGAGAAUGUUAGCAUGCAUGCAGCUCUAGUUACCUCCAAAAGUGGGUUUUUGAUGACCUUCCGUGGGCUGGGGUCUGCGAUGAAGGAGACCUUAGACAAGGAAAGUGAGUCAGGGAAAAUAUUAUUUGCAGGUUGAUCUAUAUUAUAUUUGUUUUCCAACCCCAGCCUGCUGUUGCCCGAGGAACUGACGUCUUCCUUACACUUCAGCUAGGUAUAUUUUUAGAGCCAAAAACCCUUUAAAAGGCGACGUAUCGAUUCCUUCCAUCCCUCACGCAUUCGGCCUUUCUGUUUUAGAAUCAUAUUCCACUGUUCUCUAGUAACGUGACCUCGGCAUCAAUAUUCCUAUUAUCUUCCAUGCUUGUGUUCUGAAAUAAACCAGAUCCCCACAGGGGUGUUUUGCCAUAACCCAAAUGUGCCCAUUUCCAUUUUAGCCUUUCAGAAUAUUGUCAGUGACAACAGCACGGGAUCCCUCUUGCAUUCUGCAGCCUAUAUAAGAAUAAUAAAUGUUGGGGUGAGGGCUGUCUCCUCAGACGCAUUCCAAGCCUCUUCCCUAAAGUCUCAGCUGCUCUUUUUGUUAAUUAUAUUUUUACAGCAACAAAAAUCUCUCGCCCUUUUAGUUAGAUAAGGGGAAAUUAUACAGACAGUCUUCAAACCAAUUGCUCAGUAAGAAGUAAACAUGUUCCCAUCUUCUGAUGCACUGGCUGAAUAAGUACAAACGCACUGGCAUCAUCAAUGAGCACUGGGGCGUGUGGAGUUUUUUUAAAAAAAACAAUUAUUAUAUUAACGUUAAAUAAAUAGCAUGCUAGACUUUGCAGGGGGGUUUCGUUCACAUUGACAACCCAUAUAUUUUCCAAUUGUAAUUGUCUAAAUUUGUUUUUCCAUUGUUAGCUUGUUUCAUGUAAUUCGUAGCAAAAUGUAUAUUUCAUGUUCGGUGCAUACGCCGUUCUGAACAGCAGCUUCUGAACAUUUCUGACUCUAUGCAAACCUUUGCUUCUGUGCUCUGACAGCAUGACAGUGCAGCCUCGUCUGAUUAUGUGCAGUUGCAGUUGCAUGUUUUGCUAAGUGAACACCAUGCGACUGCAACAAAGUUGUUGCAUGAUACACAUUGUGUUGUGUUGUGUUGUGUUGUGUUGUGUUGUGUUGUGUUGUGUUGUGUUAUGCAUACAAGUUCAACGCUUAAAGUGUAUGGUUAGUUCAGCAUCAAAUGUGUGGGUGCUUAUAUAUUGAUCUUAGUCAUUAGGAUCUCAAUAUGAUCAACAGGUACAGAUAAUAUAUUUAUUAUUAACAUUUAAAUGAGGCCACACAUUUAUUUUAUAUCCCAUGUAAAGCCAGUCUGCCAUUGCUGAGGAGUCCAAAAGUUUUUUUCCACUGGGACCUGAACCCAAAAGUAUGUCUGAACUUGUGGUUUAUCUCACUUCAGACAAACCAUGCACAGUAGCCAAGCUUCGUUCUAUCGCUUACCACUUGUGGUUUGUCAGGGGAGAUGAAAACAAUGAGCCUGGGAUCAGAAGUAAGGUAAAGGUAAAGGACCCCUCGACAGUUAAGUCCAGUCAAAGGCGACUGUGGGGUUGCGGCACUAUCUCGCUUUCAGGCCGAGGGAGCCAGCGUUUGUCCACAGGCAGCUUUCUGGGUCAUGUGGCCAGCAUGACUAAACCACUUCUAGUGCAACGGGACACCGUGAUGGAAACAAAAGUGCACAGAAACGGCAUUUAACUUCCCACUACAGUGAUACCUAUUUAUCUACUUGCACUGGCGUGCUUUCGAACUGUUAGGUUGGCAGGAGCUGGGACAGAGCAAUGGGAGCUCACCCCAUCACACAGAUUCAAACUCCUGACCUUCUGAUCGGCAAGCCCAAAAGGCUCAGUGGUUUAGACCACAGCGCCACCCGCAUGUAGAUGUAAUGCUAAGCCAAACCAUGACACAGCUCACAGCAGCAUGGAAUCACCGGAAGAGGAGUGAGUCCCAAUGAACUUCUCUCCAGAAACCCACGCUUGCUCAUUCACACUAAACCAUGGUUUUGGCUUAAACAUUAUGUGCACACUGGCUCACCGUACCAGCUCUGCUCUUAAUUAGAAGCAUGCAUUCCUGUAAAUCCUGUUUGUUCUGCUAUAUGGUCCAAUUUGGCAAGCAGAAAAGAAAUGUCCUCAAGAAGUUGUAAGGUGUUGGUUGAAUGCACUUUCUUCUCCUCUUGCCAUUGUCUUGUUCAUGCUAGAGUUGUUCUCAACCAGCUGGUCUACUCCCCAGAUUUUGGUUCAAUUUGCGUGCCAGGGGCCCCGUGACCCACAGCUCCCCAUAGAUGAAUAAACACACCAACACGAGUUUUUAGGAUUAUGGGAUAAAACAGGCCACAACUUUAUUGGUUACAGGUGUGAGUGGUUUGGUUUAGGCAUUGGGUGAAACCAGGCUAUAUCUUGACUCCCACCCAUCUGCAGAAAGAGGGAAGCCCCCAGCCACGCCACGGUUUUAAAUACCCGCAGCCAUGCCCCCCGCCAGCAUAGAUUGGCCAGACGGGGGUGACAUGGCCAGGGUUGGCACAGAGGGGACAUCAAUUCCCCCACCCCUGAGCCAGGUUACUGCAAGAGCCCGGAUGCCCAGCCCCAGCCCCACCCACUGCAAAAGGUGAGUGGUCUUCUGGGCCAUAUGUUUGACAUUCAAGAGGCGCUCGGUAAUUUUGUUAUACAAAAGCUGACUGGGUGCUGGGUAAAUUUUCCUAGCUGUGAGAUCCUUCCCCAUUUUGACUUUUAAGUAGGAAUUAUUGAUGUCUGGCACAUAGCAGACUCUACAGAGUGAUGCUGUACCUUUUUUGGUCAGUGUAUCAAAUUAUUUCAAAUCAGUGUAUCAAAAUUAUUUCAAAUCAAAGUACUUUUCAUCUUUUACUUCAAUAUUUUGCAGCAUGUCAUAUCGAUACAAUUGCUAUUUCAAAUCACACUCCACUUUCUCUUAUUAUGCUGCUGCCUAAUUUUGUUAAAUCCUAUUGCCUGAUGCUUGAAUGCUACACUUUUGAUUGGUGAUAACUUCAAAACGCAGGGGGAGCCUGAAUUUCAGGAAUAUUUUGAAAAUAAUGAAGGUUCUGUUUUGUCCUGUGAUGUUGAAUGGGAGUCUUGCAAGAGUAACAUGAGGGGGAGGAGAAGCACAGGGCUUAGCACGGGAGGAAUUUGGAUUUUGAAGUUUUUAUUAAGUCAAUUUGCAUCAUGUCUUUCCUUGAGUCUUUAUCAAAAUUUGUAGUGUGCUACAUAUAAACUGGGAUGCGGGUGGUGCUGUGGGUUAAACCACAGAGCCUAGGACUUGCCGAUCAGAAGGUCGGUGGUUCAAAUCCCCGCGAUGGGGUGAGGACCCGUUGCUCGGUCCCUGCUCCUGCCAACCUAGCAGUUUGAAAGCACGUCAAAGUGCAAGUAGAUAAAUAGGUACCACUCUGGCGGGAAGGUAAACGGUGUUUCCGUGCGCUGCUCUGGGUUCACCAGAAGCGGCUUUGUCAUGCUGGUCACAUGACCCGGAAGCUGUACGCCGGCUCCCUCGGCCAAUAAAGCAAGAUGAGCGCCGCAACCCCAGAGUCAGUCACGACUGGACCUAAUGGUCAGGGGUCCCUUUACUUUACCUUACAUAUAAACUGAAUAAUUUACUUUCAGUUAAAGCUGAAUUUGCAGUGAGAUGUUUGUGCCAGAAGUACUGGGAAAGUGGUGAGAGGAUGGGUAAAAUUUUAGUAUUCCAUUUCAGACAAAAAAAAAAGUUGAAAUUAUAUUCCUUUAAUUAAGAAUUAAUGCAACAAUGUAUACACAACCCCAAAGGAUAUAUAUUUAGAUUUUCAAAAGUCCAAAAAAUUAUACACUAAUACAAUAUUAAAGAACAGUAUCAACUGAAAUAUGUUUACAUUAAAAUAUACCAAUAUAAAUAAAUAAAUGGUUACAUGAAUUAAUACAUUUAAAUCAUCCAAUUAAAUCAUUACAUUAAAUCUUUAAUUAACUCAUCCAAUUAAACCUUUGCAAUGCACCAUAUUGACCUCAAUAAAAUUUAUCCUCCGCUUUGGAGCAGCCGUUGCAAAUCUCGCAACUCUGUCACAAAGUUGUCAGACUUAGACAACACAUAUGUGUCUUCAUAAUCACCAUCAAGGCAUAUCUUUUAACUCGUAAAAAUGAUUGACAGGCUUGUUUUUGUGCAAAUGCAUGGGUAAUCUUGGAGAUGAUGUUUUUGGCACUCCUUGAUGAUGUCCAGCUAUGUUCUGUGCAUAUAUAAAAAAAGAAAAGUACUAUAUCUACCUGCAACUACAACAGCUACGGUAUACAAUGUCUUUUCAGUUGGCAUUUGACCCUUAUGCUCAUGCUAAAUUAACUCUGUGGCACCCCACAGAUUUGAGAGUAGAGAGGCAAUCCUUUUUUGGAAGAAGUGGGCUGAAAUGUAGAUAUCAUCGGGGGCGGGGGAGUAUAGGAAUCUAUACUUGAUUCUGAAUUUGAACAGAAUCAUGAAGGACUGCCUGCCUGCCACACAGUUGAUAUCAGAGCCUCCCUUUCUCCCUCGCACAAUGGUCUGUGUGCACAAUAUAAAUGCAAAGCAAGAAUUCUGGGCGCUGUAGGGUUUUAACUCUGUGAGAGGUAAACUACAAAGCCCAGAAUUCUUUGAGGGAAAUAAUGUGCUUUAAAAGUACAGCUUCUACAUUGUACACACCCAGCUCACUUCCGCAAUGAGCUUGUGUAUCCUCUUUCAUUUGCAUGCCCAAGCGACGCUUGUGUGCUGUGGCAGGAACAAGCAGAAUAACCAGACUGACGGGAACAGCGAUUUAAUGUCUAAAGAUAUCUGGGCACAGACUGUAUCCCUGAGAUUCUUAAGAGUCGCGAGUAGCGUUUUAAAGCUGCCUUCAGCUAAGGCUGGGUUCCUGUGCAACUCUGGUGUGGCAUAGCUAAGGUAAAAGGUAAAGGACAGAGAAAAAUAGGAAACACCGUAUUUUUCGCCCUAUAAGAUGCACCAGACGACAAGACGCGCCUAGUUUUUGGAGGAGGAAAACAAGGAAAAAAAUAUUCUGAAUCUCAGAAGCCAGAACAGCAAGAGGGAUCGCUGCGCAGUGAAAGCAGCAAUCCCUCUUGCUGUUCUGGCUUCUGGGAUAGCUGCGCAGCCUGCAUUCGCUCCAUAAGACGCACACACAUUUCCCCUUACUUUUUAGGAGGGGAAAAGUGAGUCUUAUAGAGCAAAAAAUAUGGUAGCUUCUGUUUAACAUAGCGCAGAAUCAUGAUGUUGGCUUCGUCAGUGUAAAACACAAACCCAAAUUGUAAACCCACUAGCACAGGGAUGGGGGAACCUGCAACUCUCGAGAUGUUUCUGGAUCCCAUCCCAUCAUCCCUGACCAUCAUCAACCUUCCCUGGAGUUGAUAGGAGCUGGAAUCUAACAACAUCUGGAGAUCUGCUGGUUCCCCAUCUAGCAGUUCCAUGCAGUUCUAGAAUAGCUCGAUCUUUCUGCUGUUUGGCACCACUGCAGGGCUAGGAUCCAAUGCAGUGGGGAGUUUUUUUAAAAAAGAAAUCCAACAAGGUAAAGCUAAAGGAUCUCUGGACAGAUAGGUCCAGUCAAAGGCGACUCUGGGGUUGUGGCGCUUAUCUGGCUAUCAGGUCGAGGGAGCUGGUGUUUGUCCGCAGACAGCUUUCCAGGUCAUGUGGCAUGCAUGACUAAACCGCUUCUGGCACAACAGGACACCAUGACGGAAGCCAGAGUGCACAGAAAUGCCGUUUACCUUCCCACCACAGUGGUACCUAUUUAUCUACUUGUACUUGUGCUUUCGAACUGCUAGGUUGGCAGAAGCUGGGACAGAGCAAUGGGAGAUCACCCCGUUGCAGGGAUUUGAACCGCCAACCUUCUGAUCGGCAAGCCCAAGAGGCUCAGUGGUUUAGACCACAGCACCAUCUUCUCCCCUUAUAACUCUGGUGUGGCAUAGGUGGUCAGCAAAACCACUCCUCUGCACACCAAGAAGCCCUGGGCUUUAUGGGGAAGAGGGUUUGCUGAGGAUUUCCACUGUCACCCUACCAGCUCCUAAGCAAUUUGGGCUCGUUCCAGUGUGGCUGGAGCAGCUAUCAGUUCUGACAGCUGCUGUCAUUACCAGUGGAUAAGCCUCUUCCAGCCGUCUCUCAGCACCUUCGCCCAUCUGCUCAUGUGCUCAUGAACCCUCUGACAAUGUCCAGUGCCCUCUUGUGGAAGCCUUAGAGGGCAUCUGGGCAGCAUGCUGACCAUGGCGAGAAGCAUGGCAAAGCUGGCGUGGGGAAGACUGACCAAACUGGGGUCUGAGCAGUCCCCAGUCUCAGGAAAGGGACUUCCGGACAGGUGGGGGAUUUGGCAAACAGCGUCAUCUCAUAAGGACAGGGUUGGGUGGAGGGAUGUCAAAUGUCAAAAGGCAGAGGGGGGGUUUGUCAUGACCCUUCAGAUGAUGGUGCUUCCUGCCCCAGAGUGGCAGGAAGGUCACAUGGGGUCUAUGGGGCAAUCAUAGCCUGCUCUUAUAGUAAAUUAUUGCUUACAUCGGGGGAGUGGCAUUUUCCCAGGAAAUCAAAAUUUCCCAGGUGUCCCUUAUUGACUGUCCAGAAUUAAUUUAAAACUAAAUGGCAUGGGGAAAGUAGUCUUUUUUUUUUCUUUUUUAAGAAUAUGGCCUUGAAUAUUCCCAAUGCAGAAAGAUUAGAAAUCUAAAUAUAAGCAAUUGUGUGAACUUCUGUUGCUUUUUAUUAGAUGUUUUUGACAUUUUUAUUAGAUUUUUUUGAGGUUUUUUGUAAUUGUAAGUUUUUUUAAAAAAAUAAUGUUUUAAUGUUGUGUUAUAAACUGUUGUAACUUGCCUUGGCAGCUUAGGGUGAUGGAGAGUAAUAAAUUAAAAUAAUAAUAAUAACCCCUCCACUUCAUUCUGUGUUCAAGAUUAUUUGUGCUCAUGAUGGUACCGGGGCUGCUAUGCAUGAUUCUGCUUUCAACGUUGUUCCAUCUGCAGAAGUUUAGUGGUGGACAUUCUGCUGGUCCUGCUGAAAUCAAGUAAACUUUUUUCAUACCACAAAUGUCCCAAGAGGGCGGUUGUUGUUGUUUUUGUUCUACUUGUGUUGUGGUAGAGUGCAACAGUGCCCCUACGGAUGGCAACAGUGCAGGAAAACUGAGCAAGCACUGUUAAGUUGUGGGUGAACAUAUCAGACGACACAGCAAUUCUUCAAACAGCUCUUGUUUAUUCACAGGCCAGAACAGAACUGAACUGAAGGGUUCAGCCAGCCUGCUUAUAUAGAGCUCCAGUACAAUGUAACUGUAACAAUUUUCUAAAACUAUCCAAUCACUGAAUGUCACUUUCGAUCCCUUAUUUGCAUAACUAUCUACAGUAUCUCCCUGCUGGCCCAGGGUGAGAACUUCAGUACAUAACAAGCACCACAAAGCAACAAAUAAGUUGGAAUGAUGUGUAGAUGGUCCAGCAUAAAUCCACCUCUGAUGUACUAUUAUUUCAUCAAUAGCAUGUCAUGGAAAAAAUGCAAGUGUAUUUACUCGCAUUAAGAUGUAGCAGAAGUUCCAGGGACCAAUUAGCUGCACAUUUGCAUGAUGCAUGAUGCUUAUGCAUCACUGGGGUUAAAUUCCCCUUUAUGGCAACCACUGCAGGGAAGAUAUUUCGCAAGAACUUAUAAGAGCUUCCCUUGAUAUUUAGCUUGAACUUCCUCUGCUGUGAAGAACCCAGCUUGAACGUCUGCUAGCUUUCUCUGAUUCCCUGUGAGAGCCCCAGGCUCAUGGCUCAGGCCAAAACCAACAGGCAUGCCUUCUCUCAGGGGCAUGUGCAGAGUUCCAGUUGAACUGCGCUUCUUGGAAACACCAGAUUCUCUCAAAUGAAAAUGUUCUUUCCCCCCACUCUGUUGCAACGAGUCUGCUAUUAGAUCCUUGGAGGCUUUGAGAGGACAGGAGUAGUAUUGUCUGCAGCAGAUGGCUUUGUUAUGCCACAUUGUUUCUGGGUUGCAAAGCUGCUGGCUCAGAAAUGAAGUCCCAUUAAUUGUCCAUCAUAAUUAGGCUAACAGCUUGGAAGCUCCUGUGUCUUGACUAUGUAUUUUUGGGGUAGUUCUGUAUUGUUAUUGUUAAACGCUGCUGAAACGAGCCUGCCUUCGUCCCGAGGAUUGUUUAGCAAGAGUUGCUUUCCCCCACCCAGGAGGAGCAAGGAUCACACAGCCGCUGUUUCCAUUCUUCAUAAAAGUGAAUUGUUCCUUGCUACCAAAGUAACCAAAAUUAGGGCACUGGGGGAAACGAUCAGAUAAGUAAUUGACGCAAUAAUUCAGAGUCUAAUCCGAUUAAGGAGAUUUGUAAGGAUCGGACCAUGUGCUCCUGAGGAGUUGUUUUUCUUGGGUGAUGGGACGGAAAACACCUGAGGAACAGAAGAAGGAUCAACAAAGCUGUAGCAGAGAGUGAAGACAAAGAGGACCACUCAUAAAAUGCAUCACAGGAGAAUAAUUAGUAUUGGUUAAAACUGGGCAAGUUCCUCCAAGGUGCAAUUUAUACAUCAUCCCAGACACUCUUAAGAGAAGAGACUGCAGAUUCUUCACUUGCUGGGUGAACACAGCUUCAUAAGUUGUGCUCUGCAAUGAUACGGCCACAAAUUAUGGCUAUUAUUAUUGUUGUUAUUAUUAUUUGAAUUUAUAUACCACCAUAUACCCAGGGGUCUCGGGGUGGUUCACAGAAUAAAAUCAAGAUAUAAAACCACAGAAUACAUAAUAAAAAUAAAAACAACACCCCAAUCACCGCCGCCCCCCAAUUUUUUAAUAGAUGCCCAUUUUAAAAUAGAGAGAUAGAUGCAAGAUCACAGGACAUCGGUUUGAAAUGAAAACUAUUGCCAUUAAAUCUAAUAGAUGCAAAGGACCGCCCAUGCCACCACAAAAACUAGCAUAGCUGUCAAGUGUCCCUUAUUUGAAGGGACAGUCCCUUAUUCCAGCGCCAUGUCCCGCUGCUGUCCCUUAUUGAUGGAUGUCCCUUAAAUGUCCCUUAAAUGAUGUCCCUUAAAUUUCAAAGGAAGCAGCUCCUCUCCCUGCUGGCCAGGGAGGAGGGAGGCUCCAACUGUGUUGCUUGGCUGUGUUGCUCACCCAAUAAGAAGUCUAAGAACGACUGGGGGGUGGAGCUUGCAUGCCUUGUAUGUGGCUAGUUAAUGCAAGCUGAGGGGGUUUUUGAAUGCUGGACGCCAUUUUGUUGCACAUGCUGCUGCAAACUUUGCAGUGCAAAGCCAGGCCGGGGAGCCAUCUUAAGUUGAGGCUGCAUAGGCCUUGUGGUGCACGUGAUUCAGAUUCUAGUCAGUUGAACCUCUGGUUACAAAGUUGGUUGGACAGUGUUCUCGAAGCUACCAGCAUGAGUUUGACCAGACUGCAGGAGGACAGGAAGACUGGAGUGCCUGGAACAGGUGAGGCUGCAGGUCCCUUAUUUUGGCUGCUGGUCCCUUAUUUUCAAAUCUGUAAGUUGACAGCUAUGAAAACUAGUCAGCUGUUAGGUAACAGUGUUGACUAUGGGAACAGUCAAAAAGACUGCAACCUCAAUCAUAAAGUGGCACGCAGAAUGUGCAGAACCGUUUCGGUGAAGCAAUUGUCCCAUCUGAUAAGGGCUAGACCAGGCAGGCAAAAAUCGGAUAACUUCUUGGAGUUAUGCUUUGUGUGGCUCAAAGCCAACUUGUUACCAAAGUUGGCUGCCACCCCCCCAUUCUCUGCCAAACGGUAGCAAAAUUCCAGGGGGUUCCAAGCAUUCACCCAGGGUUUGUGCUACUUUGAAGAACUGAAGAUGCGGCGGAGACUGCCGUAGCUUUAAGAAUUUUUUUUUAAAAAAUUAAUGUUGUUGCUUUUAUUAAAUUACUUCUUGUGUUAAUGAGAUUUGAAGUUUCUGAAUCUCUGGACUUCCCACCUUCCCCUCCAUGGGUUCUGUUGUUAAACCUUUUCUACUGCAUCUUUUUCAGUAAUCCAUGCUUUUUUAUAACUCCAUUAUCUCCAUAGUACAGUGGUACUUCGGGUUACAUACGCUUCAGGUUACAUACGCUUCAGGUUACAGACUCCGCUAACCCAGAAAUAGUGCUUUAGGUUAAGAACUUUGCUUCAGGAUGAGAACAGAAAUUGUGCUCCGGUGCCGCGGCAGCAGGAGGCCCCAUUAGCUAAAGUGGUGCUUCAGGUUAAGAACAGUUUCAGGUUAAGUACGGACCUCCAGAACGGAUUAAGUACUUAACCUGAGGUACCACUGUACUCGUUACAUUACAAGUGUUAUUGUAAUCCUGCUAAUGUUUUCAUCUGCUUACAGUGGUCUCCAAGAUAAAUUAUAAAAAAUUCCCCGUUCCUUGUGAAAGUUUUGGUCUUCUUGGUUCCUGAGCUUUCCGGUCAAUUUUGCCAUUUUGGCAUAGUCCAACAGUUUAAUUUGCCAUUCUUCACUGGUAGGGACUUUAUCUUCUUUCCAUCUCUGAGCUAGUAGCAUCCGUGCUGCUGUCGAAGAAAUAUUAUUUAUUCACCUUCAGUCUGCAUGGAGGGAGUCCAGAUCUUACAGCAUGGUCAUUUCAAGUGGGGCUUGUUCCCCAUAGCAGUGCAGCACUGGAGUCCAAUGCAUCUCUCCCAGCUAGCCUUCAGCCAGCCUGCCCAAGAUGGAUCUCAGUCUCUGUUCUUUCCCCUCUUCUUCCCAGCACACCUUCCUAAGGAUACUCUUUUCCCAUCACUUCACACACGCAUCUCAUCACCUUGGCAACCUCUGUCUGCCCAGGUCCAAGAUUCCUCUUAGAUGGGCCAUCGACACCUUAUGCCAGGGGUCAGCAACCUUUUUCAGCCAUGGGCCGGUCCACCAUCCCUCAGACCAUGUGGUGGGAUGGACUAUAUUUUUUGGGGGGGGAUGAACAAAUUUCUAUCGCCCACAAAUAACCCAGAGAUGCAUUUUAAAUAAAAGCACACAUUCUACCAUAGCUGUCAACCGUCCCUUAUUUGGCGGGAAAGUCCCUUAUCCCAGCGCUGUGUGCCGCUGCUGUCCUUUCUUGAUGAUGUCCCUUAAAUUUCCCGGGUUUCAAAGGAAGCAGCUCCUCUCCCUCCCUCCCUCCCGGCCAGGGAGGAGGGAGGCUCCAACUGUGCUGCUUGGCUGCGUUGCUCACCCAAUAAGGCGUCUAAGAACGACUGGGGGGUGGAGCUUGCAUGCCUUGUGCCGAUCAAAUCGGCCGCGAUGCCUGGGGACUCGCCUUUGCUCAGCGCUUCCCAGCGGAGAGGUGACGGUGGUUUCCCUUGCUGCAUCCCCUUUGCUGGGUUGCUGCGCUGUGGGAACCACAGCUUGAGCCUUUGUUUGGCUGCUGUCUGGGCUUUCUGCCUUUGGCUCGGAGGGGCUCAGAAGUCGAACAUACCUGUGUUCAGAAAAUCCCUUAUUUUGGCUUCUGAUCCCUUAUUUUCGAGGCUGCUGGUCCCUUAUUUUCAAAUCUGUAAGUUGAUAGCUAUGCAUUCUACUCAUGUAAAAACACCAGGCAGGCCCCACAAGAAACCCAGAGAUGCAUUUUAAAUAAAGGGACACAUUCUACUCAUGUAAAAACACACUGAUUCCCGGACCGUCCGCGAGCCGGAUUGAGAAGGCGAUUGGGCCGCAUCCGGCCCCUGGGCCUUAGGUUGCCUAGCCCUGCCUUAUGCCAUGUAAAUGCCUCUAACCCAGGAGAUCCCUGGCUCAGAAAGGAAACUUAGCUUGUGUUUUCCCACAUGCCUCUAAUCUUCCCUUCAAUACUCCAAAUAAUCAAAAUCCUACCAUUUAUUAAUUUGUAGGGUUUAGGGGGGCCCCACCCAAAAUCUAUAACAAUAUUUAAAAGCUCCCAGCGGGGUUUAGAUCUCAACAGGUGAAGAAAUUUGUUAAGGAAACAACUUGCCUAUCUUGCUCUGGGCCAUAAUGAAGGUUGUGUUACACCACACUUACUAGUUUAAAAUAAAAUAAAAAAAUCAGCCUCAUUCAACUGUGGCUUCCUAUUCUGGUUGUUUAAGAGAAGUUUAUAUAAAAAGGGGGAAAAACCUAAGGACUGUUAAUUAAUUGCAUGGUGCUUAUAAAAAUGAUUGGUGGUAUGGUAUGACUAGUGGAGCAGCAAUAAAACUGCUAGCACACCUGCAAAUCUAAGCAGGGUCUGAUAGGGUUUCUAGUUGGAUGGGGGACUGUGUCUUGAAAUUCCUGCAUUGCAGGGGGUUGGACUAGAUGACCCUCGGGUCCCUUUAAGCUCUAUGAUUUGAAAGUUAGUUAUUUUUAAAUUCUUCUAAUACGAAGCAGAAAAGUUGCUUCCCAUGCUGUGUCAGCCAACAGUCUUUGCUUUAUUGCUUGUGCAAGUUGCUUGACCUGAAGAAAAAAAGUGUCACUCAUUCUCUUAUAUAAAUAUACUUUAAGCCAGUGUGGUGUAGUGGUUAAGAGUGGUGGACUCAUAAUCUGGUGAACCGGUUCGCUUCCCCGCUCCUCCACAUGCAGCUGCUGGGUGACCUUGGGCCAGUCACACUUCUCUGAAGUCUCUCAGCCCCACGCACCUCACAGAGUGUUUUUUUGUGGGGGAGGAAGGGAAAGGAGAAUGUUAGCUGCUUUGAGACUCCUUCAGGUAAUGAUAAAGCAGGAUAUCAAAUCCAAACUCCUCUUCUUCUUCUUCUAUUAGCUACAGAACAGAAUAUUACAGAGUCUUUCCCCUCACUUACACUGAAGUGAGUCAGUGGGCAGAGUCAAAGGGCCUUUCUGUCACUGUCCGUUCAAAAUAUGGUCCACAUGAAAAGUGAAUUGCCAGUGUUAUCUGCCACAAUCAUCUAAUGUUACGUUGAGAUUUGGGGGGGGGGGUCAAGAAGGCAAUGGAACGGACAUCUUGUUUCCAACUGCGCAGCUCUUGUUCAAAAUCAUAGGGUUUUCUUUUUGUAAUAUUUUGAACCAAACCCCAGAGUGGCUGUACAGAUACAGCCCAUUAUGCAUUAAAUGUGUGUUGCUUUAUAAUGUUCCUGAAGGAGGCACAUUUGUCUAGCCUUUGCAGACAGAAGAAGCCACAUUGUUUUGUACUGAACAGAUAGAUUUUUUACAUUAGAUACUGUGUCGGUCUUGUUCUGGCUAUUAUGGGCAGCUUAGCCAGAGUCCUUUGGUUACAGAGUGGGAGGGGACUUUUCCAUACAAAGACUCCAGUCUGACCAGAGGCGUCCUGUACACCUUUCCCAUCCUGUACAGAAAGGGGUUUUCAGCAACUGCAAAUAUUUUAUGCAAGUUUGGGGUGGGGCAGAGACUGCAUCUGCCAAGGUCAUCUUCUGCAUAGCUGUUAGAUAGUCAGAGUGAACCUAAGCAGGUGUUGGUCUGUUGAGUUUCUGGAUGCAGACCUUCCAAGUGUCCCUGUUUUCCAGGGACAGUCCUGGAUUUACAGAAGCCAUCCUGGUUUCUGAUUUGGUCCUGGAAUUUCCCGCUUUUCCUUAAAGGUAAAGGUAAAGGGACCCCUGACCAUUUGGUCCAGUCGUGACCGACUCUGGGGUUGCGGUGCUCAUCUCGCUUUAUUGGCCGAGGGAGCCGGCAUACAGCUUCCGGGUCAUGUGGCCAGCAUGACUAAGCCACUUCUGGUGAACCAGAGCAGCGCACGGAAACGCCAUUUACCUUCCCGUCGGAGCAGUACCUAUUUAUCUACUUCCACUGGUGUGCUUUCAAACUGCUAGGUGGGCAGGAGCAGGGACUGAGCAAUGGGAGCUCACCCCGUUGUGGGGAUUCGAACCACCGAUCUUCUGAUCGGCAAGUCCUAGGCUCUGUGGUUUAACCCACAGCGCCACCCGCGUCCCGCUUUUCCUUAGGACAUCCUUCUUUUCCUCAGAAAAAUGUUGGUGGGUAUGGUAAGAUGUCCCUACUUCUAUCGGAGAAACGCUGGAGGGUAUGGAGUUACACAACCCCCAAGCCAUUUAAAAACUUCCCUAAACAGUGGUACCUUGGUUCUCAAACUUAAUCCGUUCUGGAAGUCCAUUCCAAAACCAAAGCGUUUCAAAACCAAUGCACGCUUUCCCAUAGAAAGCAGUGCAAAACAGAUAAAUCUGUUCCAGAGUUUUAAAAGCAACCCCUAAAACAGCAAUUUAACAUGAAUUUUACUAUCCAACGAGACCAUCGAUCCAUAAAAUGAAAGCAAUAAACAAUGUACUGCAAUCACACAACCAAUCCAUCAGUAGCUGAACUGGGUUCUACGCAGUCACAAAAACAGAACAAAAAAAGAGCCACAAAAACACAAAAUAAAUAGCAAAACCAGACAGACACUCAAAACAGAAGUGUGGCACUGAAAAUGGAGCAAAAAAAAAGUUCACAAACGGGAACACUUGCUUCCGGGUUUGCAGUGUUUGGGUUCCAAGUUGUUUGAGUACCAAGGCAUUUGAGAACCAAGAUACCACUGUACAGGGAUGCAUUCAGAUGUCUUCUAAAGGUUGUAUAGCUCAGGGGUUGUGUGGCUCAGGGGACGCUUGGAGGGUUUGUUCUCAAUUUUUUAAUGAGGGACUCUGCUUCCUGCCACAAACCCUAAUGGUGCACAUUGCGCCUUGUGUUCCCAGGAUAGGAUGUACUGCAGGAAAACAGGUUUUGCAAACACACACACCCCUCCAGCAGCAGAAACCGAUGUGAUUUACCAGCCCGUAGAAAGGAGCAAAAUGUCGGGUGGCCUGUGACUACCUGCCCUUCUUGUGCAUUUCCCCACAGAAGGGUGCUCUUUGGAUGCAAUUGACGUGCUUGCUGCAGUUCCCACGCUGACAAGGCCGGGUUGCGUGAUGUCUGCGUCCAAAUGGCAACUGACGUGUUUCUAACAAUCGGCGUGGCUAAUGCAAGGGAUUGGCUCCGAUGGGAUUUCACAGUUCUCGACGCUCCUGUCCUUGAAAUGAUGGAAAAGCAUCAUGUGCCUUCAGUUGGCAAUUAUCACAGGCAGUGCAUCUCUCGGCCCAUCACAAAAGCUUUUAAGCUUGUCAGCUAUAGCUUUAGGAUUCCCACCCCACCCCACCCCCCACCUUCCUAAGGUCUGUUUUGCAAGCCUGGUUUUUUUAAUGAACAUUUGUUCUUCGGGGAGAGAGAGGGCAUGAUGUGGCAAGAAAGUGGUUCUUUCCUGCUUAAAGUAUAUGUAUUACAUUUAAGCACUUCUGCUAGAAGGAGAUCGUUUAAGGAACCCAGGGUCAUUGGGAAGUUCUGUGUUGGUUUUUUGCAAGGGCAGUGAGCGGGGAUGGAGGAGGAAUUUGAUUCGGUAUGCAUUUAAAGCCAACUCUGUCAAACUUGGACUUUCCAAAACAAUAUAAGAACCGAAACACAGCUAUCCUUCAAAAUUCUCACUCCUCCGAAUUUUGCAAUGCACUUCUGCAACCAAACAAUAAUUACAAAAAUGAAUAUAUAUUAAGAAGCAGAUACAUAGCUGUCAACUUACAGAUUUGAAAAUAAGGGACCAGCAGCCUCGAAAAUAAGGGAUCAGCAGCCAGAACAGACAGUGGGGCAGAUAGCAUAGUCUGUGGCAGAAGAUGAACUGCAGAGGAAUAGAAACAGGGCUGCCUGUGGUGAAGUGGAGUGCAGAAUGAUUCCUUUCUCCAUCUCUAGUCGCAACCUAGCAAAGGAAUUGACCAAGCAUAAGCUGUGCAGCUCUCAUUUGCUCUCUCAUUGCAAUGCUCACUGAGACCUAAAUGUUCUUUUCAUCGGGAGCCAUAGAAACUGAAGGCGACUAGUUGUGUGUGCCAGUAGAACAGGAGCGGCUAAGCUCUGAUCCUCCAUCAUCCCUGACCAAUGGCAAUGCUGGUUGGGGCUGAUGGAAGCUGAGCAGAAUAGCAUGUGCAGGUUCCUCAUCCCUGCACUAGAACAUCAGUGGAGACUGUUAUGUACUGAAGUUCUCACCCUGGGCCAGCAGGGGGAUACUGUAGAUAGUUAUGCAAAUAAGGGAUCGAAAGUGACUUUCAGUGAUUGGAUAGUUUUAGAAAAUUGUUACAGUUACAUUGUACUGGAGCUCUAUAUUAGCAGGCUGACUGAACCCUUCAGUUCAGUUCAGUUCUGUCCUGGCCUGUGAAUAAACAAGAGCUGUUUGAAGAAUCGCUGUGUCGUCUGAUAUGUUCACCCACAACUUAACACAGACAUUCUGUUGUUCCUUUUUUAAAGUUGUGACACAGGCAAUAAUUGCGAGUAUAUUCAGCUUAUGCUUGAUUUCAGGGCAUCCAACGGUCUUGAGUUGCAGUAGGGGUAAGAAAAUUAAGGAGGCACAUGUGUUUUACCCCCAAGGUAAAGGACCCCCGGUCAAAGGCGACUAUGGAGUUGUGGUGCUCGUCUCGCUUUCAGCCUGAGGGAGCUGGGGUUUAUCCACAGACAGCUUUCCGGGUCAUGUGGCCUGCAUGACUAGACCACUUCUGGUGCAAUGGGACACCGUGAUGGAAACCAGAGUGCACAGAAAUGCCUUUUACCUUUCCACCACAACAGUACCUAUUUAUCUACUUGCACUGGUGUGCUUUCAAACUGCUAGGUUGGCAGGAGCUGGGACACAGCAACAGGAGCUCACCCGAUCCUGGGGAUUUGAACCAUCGACCUUCUGAUCAGCAAGCCCAAGAGGCUCAGUGGUUUAGACCAUAGUGCCACCCACGUCCCUCCACCAUACUAGAAUACUAAUAUUUGUAUAGCACAAAAAGGGGAGAAUAUCCUAGACCCAUGUUCUACUGAAAGUCUUGUCUGAAUUAUCACAUACUUCUCAUCUUCUUGCACAGGCAGAAAGGCAGAUGAACCAAUGUCCCAAACACUAAGCAAGAGGUAGCAUCCAGAGGCGCGAGCCAAUCUCACAAAAUGCGAAGCACGUGAACAACUCCGCUGGGUUAAAGCCAACAUUAAGUACACACACGUAAGUCUCGCGGCGCGGUUGGAUUCAGUUUAUUCAUUUGGGUUCUGAGUCAGAUCAUUCAUCCUGGGGGAGGGCAGAAAAGCCCAAAGCAAACAGAAGUCAUGCUACCUUUUAACCACAGCAAGUUUGGAACGAUCAUGACAGGUUGAUCAAUAGCUGCUGAAGUGCUGAGCUCUCUUCCUUUGCAGGCAUGUGCACUUAAUUCAGCAGCUUGUUUCAUCCAGGACUGCACUUUUUUUGCAUAACUUUGGCCUAAACCUUAGGCCCUAAAGAAAGCUCUAGAAAGGGAGGAGCCAUUUUGGCCCAGCUGUGCAUUUCAGAAAAGUUAACGGUUUGCUAUGAAUGUGCCUUUCUGGACUAUUUAUUUCCUCGCAGCUACCACAGAGGAAGCAAACCAUGGUCCCUGGCUUAGCAUUGUGUUUGAACUCAGGAUUGUGGUUUGUUUCACUCCAACAAACCAUGGUUGGCAAGCCAAGAACAAACGCAAGCUACAGAUUGUGGUUUGUUGAGAGUGAAACAAACCAAAAAGCCCUGAUUCGGAUACAGUCCUGGUUUGCUUCCUCUGUGUAUUAGCAGGGGAAAGCGACAGCCUAGAAAGGCACAAACAUGGUGCACCAUUAACCAUGGCUGGCCACAACGUACAAAUGAGGCCUGUAUGGGGGUUGCAUGGGUCAGUGGGCUACACUAUAUGGUUACACACCAUCCCAAUCUCUCAGUGGUGCGAGAUUCCAGGAGUCUAGGUGUUUAUCCAGCGUUUGUAUUUCCUUUGGAAAUGAGGCAGUGGAAACUGUGGUGUCUUUAUGAUAUAUGGUUUAUUUACACUUAUAUAUACAACCUGAGCCAAUGAUGGAGGGGCCCACAGCAUUACACUCCAAUAGGUUCUUGCUUUUCCCAUGGCCACAGUCUUGGAUGCCAGCAGAAAUCGGAAAGGCCCCCUGUCCCCCUGCUCAGCUUUCUGCAUUUAACCAACACUUUUUCUGUCUAUCCUAUAUCUCAGCCAACUCUGCUUUUUCCCUGCGAACUACCCCCCAGGGAAAGGGGAGGCUUACUGCCACCCAGCACAGAGUAUCUCCUUGUUAAUCGCCUAUUACCUCUUUUUUUUAUUCUCCCUAAUGGCUCUUCUCCAGAGUGAUUUCCAGAGCACAGAAAAUCUCGUUUGGUCUGUAUUUUGACACUGCUAAAUUCGGCAUCUAGCAGCCCAUUUCAGUACUCCAAGCAAUGAUUAAACCCCAACACUCACUAGACCUAGGAAUUUAGCAUAGAAUCUGGCACCCGGGAAUUUAGGGGAGUCAAGGCACCCACAAACUCAUACCAUUAUAUUACGCAAGUAUCUACGUGUGAUUUGCUCACUAUAUUUAACAACAAUGCGGUUUCUACAUGGGAAUAAUAGAAGAUGGGAUGAACUUUUCUGUGCUUUCCACACACACACACACAAACUUAAGUAACUGAAGCUCACCUCUACGUUAGAAAAAUGAGGCACAUUUUCAUGCUCUGUAACUUACAUUAACAGUGGAAUGCAUAAGAAUGUAAGAUCACGCCUGCUGGAUCAGAUCAAAGGCCCAUCUAGCUCUGCAAAGGGAAUAGGUAAAGGCAAAGAUACCCCUGACCAUUAGGUCCAGUCGUGGCCGACUCUGGGGUUGCGGUGCUCAUCUCACUUUAUUGGCCGAGGGAGCCAGCGUACAGCUUCCGGGUCAUGUGGCCAGCAUGACUAAGCCGCAUCUGGCGAACCAGAACAGCACACGGAAACGCCAUUUACCUUCCCACCAGAGUGGUACCUAUUUAUCUACUUGCACUUUGAUGUGCUUUUGAACUGCUAGGUUGCCAGGAGCAGGGACCGAGCAACGGGAGCUCACCCCGUUACGGGGAUUCAAACCGCUGGCCUUCUGAUCAGCAAGUCCUAGGCUCUGUGGUUUAACCCACAGCGCCACCCGUGUCCCUGCAAAGGGAAUAGGGCUCUCUUAACAACUGUUAGCUCUCUUAAACCACAGUUCCCAGGAUUCUUUGAGAGAAGUAAUGACUGUUCAAAGUGGUACGGUACUGCUUUAACUGUAUGGUGCAGAUGGAGCCUCAGUGUAGCAUGGGAAUGAAUGAAAAGGACCAGAGAACAUUUUGCCUUCAGAGUGUUUUACUAGAUACUCACGGCUCCCAGAAGUUCAAUAUUCUUGCUUGUUUGUUUAUCUGACUCAGGAAGUUUACCACCUAUGAGAAACUUGAUUUGCUGAGAAAAUUAGAAAGGAGGAUAUUAAUUUAAUGCCCUGUGUCAUUCAGUAUAAACUGCUGUGGAAAUGCCUUAUCAGCUUCCUCUUCCAGAUAGCGUUUCCCUUGGUUUUUGUAACCAUAGCAAUCUCAGUGCUUGUAUUCAUUUGACUUGCAUCUUUGUGCAGCACGACUCUUAUCAUGUUCUAAAUGGAGCCUUGUUUUCUAAUGAACUGGGGUGGUAGGCAAAUAAAUUUGACUCACUCAAUGAGAAAAUAACAUUCUAAAGAAAAAAUGUUCAUCAACUGUAGCUCAGAAGGCUCCACUGUAAAGCCACGAAUACGGGUAAAUGGAAUUGUCCAAAAGGCGGUUGGUGAAACAAAGAUCUUGCCUGCCUCUGAAAUACCUAUGCUAGGAGAGGAUAUAUUUAAAACCAUAAUCACCCAAACAGCCUUGUAAAAAGGUGAAAAAAUAACAUUUACUCACUCAUAGUUUCUGUUGCAGAAUAUCAGAUACAGCAGCUUUGUUCAGGCAGGCUUAAAAUGGUAAUUCAGUUUCAAAGACAUGCUUAAAUCUGGUUGAAGAUGGUGUCUGAGCAGUUAAACUCAGAUAUGCAGAUUGUUCUGACAUUUCUGGCUUGGCGUUGAGAUGAAGAGGUAAGAGUGAAGAGAGGUAACAAAGGAUGUGCCCACGCGGGCAGGGCCAGAUUUAGGUUUGAUGAGGCCCUAAGCUACUGAAGGUAAAGGAGCCCGUUAUACGUCCAGCUGUCCUUUGCCAACAACAAAUUGUCACUGUUUCUUGUGUUGAAUAUAUGCUAUAUGGUAAUUUAUGGACCUAAUAGGUAUCUAAAGCCAUUUGCACAUGUAGCCAUGCAACCAGUCCAUGCAGAAUGUAGGCACCCUAUAUGUAGAAAUGAGCAAACCAGUGAUGUUUUAGGGAGCAGGCUAGCAGGCGGAGCCCAUUACUUACAUAAUAGGAGCAUACACAACACAAAACACUGUUGCUGUAUGUAGGUUUUAAUUUUAUCUUGUAUUUUGGAAAUGUACAUCCAGGUGUUUUUUUCCUAUAAAUUUUUUAGGGGCCCCCCAGAGAGUGGGGCCCUAAGCUAUAGCUUGUUUAGCUUAUACAUAAAUCCAGCACUGCACACAAGGAGAAUAUUUAUAUGGCUACGCCCUUCCCCUGUCAGGGCACAAUGGGAGUUCUCUCUAGCAAACUUACAGGAAAGCUCCGAGCUUCAGCUCCUAUCAUGUGCCUAUCUAGAAAACAUGCAUUGUUGGUUUGACGUCACAGUAAAUAUCCCACAUGUGUUGCUUCGAGGCAAUAUGUAAAUAGAGCUAUUGCUUAUACCAGGAGGGGCUAGCAUGGCACUUUUCAGUUGCUCCUGAACUACAGUUCCCAUCAUCCCUGACCAUUGGCCAUGCUGGCUGAGGCUGAUGAGAGUUGGAGUCCCACAACAUCCAAUGGACACCAUGUUGUCUUAGGCAGAGUGUGCUGGGCCUGAGGGUAACCCGUGAAACACGGUCCAGGACCAGUCGAGAAUCCAAAGGUUCUGCUAGGAGUCAAUCCGACAGGGCCAAGGCAGGACAUGAGGCAGGAAACCAGGCAAGGACAGGUACAGGAUCUAGCAUACAGCAAUGUUGCUCCCGCAACCUGGGGCGGGGUCCGACAGCCUUUUAUCUUUGUCGGGGUAGCGGCCAGUCCUGAUCCCCCAGCCACUCGCCUCCCUGUUUCGCCCGAAGGUGAGCACUCCUCCCGCGAGUACUCAGGUCUCUCCUUCUCUCAGACCUGAGUCUCUGCAGCUCGGGAGACGUCAGUGGGUUACUAGACCCAGGGGUCAGCUCAGUCUCCCCUGACCCAACUGGUAGUGGAGCAGCUGUAAGUGAUGGCCCAGCUGAAGGCAGCGAGAUAAUCCCCGCAUCUGGAGCCAGGGCAGGCUCCGGCCCCUGACUCGGCCCAGCUGGUGUUUGUUGCAGGGGAACCUGUGCAGACUGGGACUCUUCAGGGUCAGGCCCCAGACUUGGUUCAGAUGAUGCCUGAGGCAAAGGAUCCGAUGCAGACUGAGUCUCCUCUGGUUCUGAGCCCGAGCCCAAGUCCCAGGCCAUCACACAGAGCCAAUCAAGGGCAAGAGGUAAUGCUUGCUUAAUGAUAACUAGCCAAGUGUGAGUCUUGCAAGCUGCCCAUUCAAUUCAGUAUGGGUUUUGCAAGUAGUUUCCUGGCAGACUCUUUGAGUCCGAUCUGUCUGUCUUCCCAUCUGCAGCCUUAAUGACCCACCUGAGACAGCCACCCCAUAGCGGAGCCGUCAGUUCUCUCCUUGGGUCAGCCAAUUUCUCUAAUUAGCUAGAGUUUUCAAAGCAGCAAUGGGCUUUGUUUCCAUUACGGUCUCUUCAUGCACCCAGGACACAGUGUAUGUUUCCAUACUGAACACUCAUCAAAGACACUCAUCAAAGAACUUGUUCUCUCUCGUAAGACAUCCCAGCAAAGAACAUUUUCAGCCUUCCUGGAAGAAACUGGAUGUAUGCAUAUUUACGGAGAACAAAUACUUCGUAAAACUUUCCCCUCUGGGUUUUGGUCCUCUGAAGUACCAUCCUGCAAUGCAUCUUAGACAUUCAUAAUAAAGACUUGAGGCAAUUAACAUCCAGCAGUUAUUCUCCGGGUUAUACUCCUCUCCCCUUCGCUCUCAUGCUUGCCUUAUUCUAGCCAGCUUUUGGAAGCACCCGGAUCUAAGCUAGAACUUCCGAGGGCUGAACUUGAGCAGAUGCUAACCAGCAAUAGAAAGAAAGUUGCAGGUUCCCUCUGGGUGUUACUGUACUUCACCUCUCAGCAGACCAAGUCAAUAUGACCAAUGGUCAGGGAUGAUGGGAGUUUAGGUCCAACAAUAUCUGAAGUAUACCUGAAGGAGCGUCUCCACCCCCAUCGUUCAGCCCAGAAACUGAGGUCCAGCUCUGAGGGCCUUCUGGUGGUUCCCUCACUGUGAGAAGUGAAGCUACAGGGAACCAGGCAGAGGGCCUUCUCGGUAGUGGCACCUGCCCUGUGGAAUGCCCUCCCAUCAGAUGUCAAGGAAAUAAACAACUAUCUGACUUUUAGAAGACAUCCGAAGGCAGCCCUGUUUAGGGAAGUUUUUAAUGUUUGAUGUUUUAUCGUGUUUUUACUAUUCUGUUGGGAGCUGCCCAGAGUGGCUGGGGAAGCCCAGCCAGAUGGGUACGGUAUAAAUAAUAAACUGUUGUUGUUGUUGUUGUUGUUGUUGUUGUUGUUGUUGUUGUUGUUAGCCAUGGGUUCCCUAUCCUUGCUGUAGAACUGGACCCUGAACCCUCCUUCAAGCAAAUCUGUAGGGACUGUGGCCUCAGAUUACCUCUUCCCAGGGAACUCUGGGAAGUGUAGUUCCAUGAUGGGAAGAGGGGUCUCCUAACAACUUUCAGCACCCUUGGCAAACUACAGUUCCCAUGAUUCUUUGCAGAAGACCAAGGCUGUUUAAAGUGAUGUGAUACUGCUUUGGACGUAUAGUGCAGAUGGGGCCUAAGCAUUUUGGCUGAAAUAAUUAUUUAAAUCCAGUCUCCCCCAGCUCAAACUCAACACACUGGCUCCCUAGUUAGAGAUCAUUCUUAGAAAAAGAUUGCUUUCUCCCUCCCAUGCUUCCAAAUUACUUUAUGCAUGCCUACCUUUAAAAAGAGUUUGGAACUCAUUAUCUACACACCGAUAACUUCUGCUUUUACGUUUACAGAGAUAGGUCUUAGUAAUAACUCUUAACAAAACCUUGCACAUGAAGAAUAUUUCUGUAACAGAAAGGAAUGUGGGGUCUCCUUGCCUGAAGACUCCAAAAGUGAACCUUCUUGGAGAAAAUCCAAUGAAUUCUUGUCAUCUGAUAAAGACAUCCUAUGUCCUUUUAAAAUGUGGUUUUUGGGGGGCAGGGGGCUAUUGAGUUGUUGUUUUUAUUUUUAUUAGGUAUUUUGUGGUUUUAUAUCUUGAUUUUAUUCUGUGAACUGCCCUGAGACCCCCGGGUAUAGGGUGGUAUAUUAAUAAUAAUAAUAAUAAUAAUAAUAAUAAUAAUAAUAGGGAUGGCAUAUUUCUUGCACAGGUAA